This is a messenger RNA of Podarcis lilfordi (Lilford's wall lizard), 64968 nucleotides long. The record is from the annotation of a GenBank genome assembly. NCBI's taxonomy places the organism in Eukaryota, Metazoa, Chordata, Lepidosauria, Squamata, Lacertidae.
AUGGCACCCCUAGGCUCCAAGAGCUUCAGCCAGAUUGCUGACGGGGCUAGUUAUAGGGAGCAGGUGACUCUUUUGUUAGAACAAGCUUUGCGUGGCUGAUUGCAGCCUCUGGGAGCUUCGAAACAGGGCUGGUUGCCUUGCUGGAGGAGAAGGCACAGCAACAUGAGGCCUGCCCAUCCAUGUUUCAAGCCACUGGGGGAAAUGAGGGGGGGUUUGCUAGAGCAGAGUGGUCUAUCCUGGGACAGAGAUGUGGGAGGAGCUUCUAGAGAGAAGGAAUAUCACCCAUUGCAGGAGACAACCCCCUGGAGGAAUGUCACACACAGAAGCAGGACUGUCAGGAGACAUGCUGUGUCACUGGAGCUGCAAAAUUGAUUCCAUGGUCUCACUUUGGACGCCAAGGAGCCAGGACAGCAGUUGCAGACCUCAGAAUACACUAAGGUGGCUGUGGAAGUUACAAUGCACAGAACAAUUCCUAUGUAUUGAUGGUAGGUGACCUUUGAUAAUCUUGGUUGCCCUUCUCAGCACACGUUCCAGCUUGUCAACAUCCUUCUAAAACUGUGGUGCCCAGAACUGGACACAGUAUUCCAAGUGUGGUCUGACUAAGACAGAAUAGAGUGGGACUAUGACUUCCCUUGAUCUGGAUCUGGGCACUAUGCUUCUAUUGAUGCAGCCUAGAAGAGCAUUAGCCUUUUUUGCUGCUGCAUCACAUUGUUGGCUCAUGUUAAGCUUGUGGUCCACCAAGACCCCCUAGAUCCUUUUCACAGGUGUCCCUCAUCUUAUAUUUGUGCAUCUGGUUUCCCUGCUUAAGUGCAGAACCUGACAUUUUUCCCUGCUGAAAUUCAUUUUGUUGGUUUGGGCCCAGUUCUCCAAUCCGUUAAGGUCAUCUUAAAUCCUGGAUCCAUAUUCUGUGGCAUUAGCUACCCCUCUCAGUAUGGUGUCAUCUGCAAAUUGGAUGAGCAUCCCCUCAAUUCCUUCAUGCAAGUCGUUUAUAAGGAUGCUGAACAGCAACAGGCCCAGGACAGAACUCUGUGGCACCUCACUUAUCACGUUUUCCAUGAGGAACCAUUAACAAGUACUCUUUGGGUUCGGUCAGUCAAGCAGCUACAAAUCCACCUAGCAGUUACCUCGUUCACCCCACAUUUUACCAGCUUCUUCGCAAGAAUAUCACGGGGGACUUUGUCAAAAGCCUUACUGAAAUCAAGAUACACUAUGUCCACAGCAUCCCCCAAUCCACCAAACUUGGAAGUCCAUCAAAAAAAGAAAUGAGGUUCAUUUGGCAUGACUGUUAAAUCUUUUAUAUUUAUAUAUAAUUUUAAUUUUAUAAAUGUUUAAUUGGUUUUAAUGAUUCAACCUCUGUGUUCUUAGCUGUUCCAAUUUUAUCUGUAAACGGAAAGCCAGGGUAAAAAAUAAAUAUGCAAUGAUAACAAUACCUAGCUGGAUGCUAAUUUAUGCAAACACCUAGGACUCUGCUAUAUUAGUCAAGAAAUAGUGUUUUGUAUGCGUUAUAAACACGUAACACCAGAUGGCACCAGAGAGCAAAUAAAUUCUAAGUGAUUUUCUAUAGGUUUCCCCCCCUUUUGUUUAAUCUUUGAUUUGUUUAUAGUGUUUUUUAAUCUCUGACUUAUUUAUAGCAUUUUUCCACCCCUAUCUUCACCUUUAAACCUAUUUUGGUUUUACAGAUCUUCAUUGCACAUUGCUUCCUUGCACAAGGUUACAUCUGUAACACCCCAGAGGACAGGAUCACACUUCAAAACGACCUUGACAGAUUAGAGAACUGGGCCAAAACAAACAAGAUGAAUUUUAACAGGGAGAAAUGUAAAGUAUUGCACUUGGGCAAAAAAAUGAGAGGCACAAAUACAAGAUGGGGGACACCUGGCUUGAGAGCAGUACAUGUGAAAAGGAUCUAGGAGUCUUGGUUGACCACAAACUUGACAUGAGCCAACGGUGUGACGCGGCAGCUAAAAAGCCAAUGCAAUUCUGGGCCUCAUCAAUAGGAGUAUAGCAUCUAGAUCAAGGGAAGUAAUAGUGCCACUGUAUUCUGCUCUGGUCAGACCUCACCUGGAGUACUGUGUCCAGUUCUGGGCACCACAGUUCAAGAAGGAUACUGACAAACUGGAACGUGUCCAGAGGAGGGCAACCAAAAUGGUCAAAGGCCUGGAAACGAUGCCUUAUGAGGAACGGCUAAGGGAGCUGGGCAUGUUUAGCCUGGAGAAGAGGAGGUUAAGGGGUGAUAUGAUAGCCAUGUUCAAAUAUAGAAAAGGAUGUCACAUAGAGGAGGGAGAAAGGUUGUUUUCUGCUGCUCCAGAGAAGCGGACAUGGAGCAAUGGAUCCAAACUACAAGAAAGAAGAUUCCACCUAAACAUUAGGAAGAACUUCCUGACAGUAAGAGCUGUUCGACAGUGGAAUUGGCUGCCAAGGAGUGUGGUGGAGUCUCCUUCUUUGGAGGUCUUUAAGCAGAGGCUUGACAACCAUAUGUCAGGAGUGCUCUGAUGGUGUUUCCUGCUUGGCAGGGGGUUGGACUCGAUGGCCCUUGUGGUCUCUUCCAACUCUAUGAUUCUAUGAUUCUAUUCUAUGAUUCUAUGAUCUUCCUCCUUCAUUACUUUGUUCUCUCUGUCUUUGAAUGUAGCUUGCAUCUAGGAGACCCUUUGGCUCUCCCAUCAUCUCUAGCCAUUGGCCAUGCUUGCUAGGGCGGAUUCUUGAGGCAGUUCAGCCCCCUCUGAAGGGCCCAAAGGUCCCCCUUCUGAUUUAUGAGACCACUCCAUGGUCUUUAAAAAGUGUUUUCUUUAUUCUAAUUUAGAAUUAAAUCUCUAUUGCAACUUAAAUAUAACAGUUAAUUGUAAAGUAUAGUUUCCAUGUUGGUUUCAAUAGCAUUCAUGUAAAGCAGAAUUUCUUUCUUCCCCCCGCCCCCCCCCAACCCCAAACCAAACACCAUUAUCGUUUUCUCAUCAGCUGCAACAGAUGUCUCCUUUUCGUUUGAUGUUGGAAAUGGCCCUGUGGAGAUCCAUGUGAGGUCGCCUAGUCCACUCAAUGAUGACCAGUGGCAUUGGGUCACUGCGGAGCGGAAUGUCAAGGAGGCCAGCCUGCAGGUGGACCAGCUGCCCAAAGAGACCCGGAAGGCCCCCACGGAAGGACACACCCGCCUGGAGCUCUACAGCCAGCUCUAUGUUGGUAAGUGGGUGCUCUGGGCGGCUGAGCUACCAAAGGACUGUUUAGAUUAAUUUGCUUUUUUUGGUAAUCUACUAUGAAAAGUCUUAAUAACAUCUUACGUUGGUUUUUUUAAAAAGCCAAAGACCAGAAUGACAGUGUUUUCCACCACAUGCUUGGGGCCUUGAUGUUGUGAGACAGCCCAAUGGUUGCCACAGAGGUCAGACGCCUUGGCCUGAAUGCUGGGAAGGGCCUCUCCAGCAUCGUCUCCAAGACCACCUCCAUCAGCUCACUGAGUGGUGGGAUGGGCUGAACAACAGCAGCAUUUAGUUCUGUCUCUCAGCUUCAACUCUGGAAAUAAACCUUCAAAUCCAGUCCCAGAUUGGACUGUAGUCCUGAUGAGAGAGAUUGCAUUUUUAUGGGCAAUGGCAACACACACACACACCCUCCAGUCUGCGCUGGUGCUGCAUCCAGAACUCUGGGGUGCCGAGAAUGAAGGGGGUCGCCUGGUAAAGGGGGUGCGCUGAAUGGACGAAGAGGCUGGGGGUUGCAGUGGCAGUUGCUUAUAGGAAGCAGGAAAAUAAGGAAGGGCUGGUUAAGGUAUUAGUUGGUAAUGUUGGUAAAUGAGUGUUUUAAAUUUAUCUUUAAUUGAUUUAUUGAGCCAAAUUGAUUUACUUGGCCUAAUUUCCAGAUGUUCAAAGAUGAUGCAUGCUUUGUUCCCACUUAACAAAAGAAAGGCUCUUAGGGCCUGCAAAACUGUGAAGCUGGAACAUUUUGAAAGACAAUGGGGAAACCCAACUCCCUGUUUCCUCAUAUUAGAGUUGUAUCUUGUAUUUGCAUCUUCUUUUAUUGUCUGAAAAUUGUUUCUUUUUUACAUUUUAUCCAUUUUGUUCAAUAAAGGUUUGAAGGUUUAAUAUUACCAAAACACUUUAAUAACCAUUGACAGUAGCUCAGGACUACAGCGGUACCUCAGGUUACAUACGCUUCAGGUUACAGACUCCACUAACCCAGAAAUAGUGCUUCAGGUUAAGAACUUUGCUUCAGGAUGAGAACAGAAAUCGUGCUCCGGCGGCAUGGCAGCAGCAGGAGGCCCCAUUAGCUAAAGUGGUGCUUCAGGUUAAGAACAGUUUCAGGUUAAGUACAGACCUCCGGAAUGAAUUAAGUACUUAACCUGAGGUACCACUGUAUUUGGAUUACUAGUAGCCAUAUAACUGGGGGUAAAAAAACAGUGCCACUCCUAUCACAGGAAGCUUGAAAUUGGUUUGGCUAAGUCUCUGUUAGGGCUGGACUCUAAAUUCAUUUGCACAAGAAUGGCGCUUAUCUUAAUUGCAUGUCUCCUACCUUCAGAAUGAUUAGCAGUAAAGAGCAAUUGAUCGUAAUGUUGACUGGUUCAGGAGAUAGUUGUAACUCAUUCUGGGCAUCCACUUGCUUAGGAAGCUGUCAGUGCUGGGAGUCAGUGUGCCUUCCCAUGCUUACAACCAGUUUCACAGAAGGGCUCCUUGUGAAUGAAUGUAAGGGGGCCAGACCUAGUUUCCCUUACCCCCAACCCCACUCCCACAACCCAGUUUCCAGGCAAGGCCUUCUGGUAGAGUCGCCAGUCCCUCCACACACCUCUCUCCUCAGAGGUCUGCCCAUGGAGGGGGGGGACCUGUGGAAACAAUCCCUGGCUCUUCUCUUUUAGACCCUCCUGUGCAAUAUGUGAAAGCGGUUCUUCGUCAUCUAGAAGGAGCAUCUUUCGACUGAGCAUUUUCCAUUCUUGCCCAGGUGCCGCAGGAGGACAGAAGGGGUUUCUGGGCUGCAUUCGCUCUUUAAGAAUGAACGGCUUGACUCUGGAUUUAGAAGAGAGAGCCAAAGUCACCCCUGGUGUGAAACCUGGGUGCUCAGGACAUUGCACCAGCUUUGGGAUGUACUGCAAGAAUGGUGGCAAAUGUGUUGAAAAAUACCAUGGCUACUCCUGUGAUUGCUCUGGGACAGCAUACGACGGUCCAUACUGCAAAAAAGGUAACAUUUUACAUAGGAUCAUGGCACCAUUUCCGAGUGUAGCACAUGGACAUUGUGGAUCAUAGUUUGUUAGACAAAAAAUACCUCCCCAUCACAGACUGGAGCCAGCUGAAUGUGUACAAGCCGGAAGGGGCGUAGAGCAGGUUUCUCCAGAUGUCUGGAUUCAUACAUAUGUGCCAACUUACAGGGCAGAUGGGGGGGUGUCCCGCGUGUGUGUGAUGUCACACGCACAUGCUAAGCAUCCCGAGAGCUGGCUUCUCCUCCCUUCUGCAGCUCCUGUCGAUCUUGCGCCCAGCAGCCGGCCAUGAAAGCCGUGACUCUGCGCUUGGCCCCCUGAAUAUUGAGCCAAUUAAUGAUGCAGGGCCCCCAGAGAGCUCAGCGCCCCUCCAGUGGUGCCCCUGGAUUCAUCUAUACCUUCCAGCAGUGCUAGGGGAGAAUCAAGAACUUGCGGAGAGAUGUGCGGGGCAUCAAGUGAGCAGCAGAGGAGGCAGGAGAGAGGGCGGAGGAGGUGGGAGUGGGAGGCAGAGGCGGGCAGGAUGCUGCUCUCGGGGCGCUGUGAGAAUACACCUUCAGUUGUUGGACUAUUGAUGUGUCUUGCUCUAAGGGAUGGUAAAUAAUUGCAGUAACAACCAAGUUGUUACGACAUUUUCUUUUUUCUCAGUAAAAUAAUGCAGGGAAGCUCCCCUCCACUUCCUACUCAUCUCCCUGCCUAGUCUAGUCAGAAACUCAUAGCAGAGGUCUAGCUGACAAAUAAAAAGAAAAGAAAAUGAGAGAAAAAAGAAAGAAACAGAGGAGGAAGGAUCACAUGCAUUAUUAGCCUAAUAAAGGGUAAAGUGUAUUAUACUAAUUCGGUCCUUAUCUUCUAAUGCUGUGUCCUCAUGUGCUCCUUCAUAGUCUCUCCAAGACUAUUUCUGCAUGUGCAUGAGGAAUAAUGUUUUAGGUCUAAACAAUUGUAUUCGCUCAUUGGGCUGCAAUGUGACUUCUCAUUAUUAGCAUGUCCCCAUUUAUGUCUUUCUGCCACAUUACAUACGUUUAUUUAUAAAACUGAGAGAUUGGUAACCUUGACUAGACGCAAAAUAGUACAGAGCAAUUCCCGCCCUCUCUUCCUCUCCCAGCCCUAUGGGGGAUAGAAUAGCAGCUGCUACACUCCCUUAUAGUGUAGUUUUUCUACUCUGUGUAAAAGUGAGAAAUAUGCUGAUAUUGUGUUUCCAAAGAUCUGAAUUUGUUGCAUGGUUUGAUGCCCAAAAUAAGUACAGCAGGCUGGACAAAAAUGACUUUGUCAGAUUCAAUUUGUCAAAACUGAUUGCUGCAAUCUAAAAAUUAGUUUUAGAAGUGGGGCCUUUUAGCGAGGUCAAACUGUAGAGAGGCACUUUCAGAGAUUAUGGGAAAGUGAGAACCCUAAAGAAGGGAGAGCAAUAAUUUGUGGAUAAUUUAAGAAAACAGAGAGGAGCAGACCCCUCAAAAGUUCUUCUCACUCACAGGGAAAUGUUGGAGCACCUGCUUCCUAAGGGACCCUGUGGCACAUCUUGGAGAUGACUCUGAGCGGACUAGAACAUAUAAAGCAAAAGUGCUGAGAUCUGAUUUGCAAAGCAGACUAGGGGCCCGUUCAGACCAGACUUGAGACAGGGCAGUCAUGUGUCCUAAAUUUAGAGAGGACCAUCCUCUGUUUUAAGCACUGUCCAGUCCAGUUCAGUUUAAAAAGAAGGAAGUCCAAGAAGGGGGAGCAGGGCUCUUGAAAUUGUCCAGCAAUAGUCCCCACCUGGGCAGCAGACACAGGUCACCUGGUCAGAGUCUUCCCCACUAUGGCGAGCUACAUGAGAUUUCUUUAAACUAUAGCAAUUGUUUCUAAAUUUGAAUCUAUACAUAUUAAUUAGGGUGUGCAAAUGUUGUGCAUGUCGUUGUCCUCUCUUUUGGCAAAGCAUUCCUAUUUUUGAGGGGUGCAUAAGUGGUCACCCUCGGGGGAGGAGCAGGAACAUGCCUGCCCAGCCAGUCUUUCCCACCUCCACACCAUCCAGACACCAGCACAUUGUGUGUCAUAUUUGCAUAGGGGUCAAUAUCUGAAGUCCAGCAUGUAUUGGCCCAAUGGCACAUUCAUUAACUCACUGAAAACCCAGGAGGUUACUCCAUGGUUUGGGGCUAUGGACGUCACAGGUGUUCGCUAACUCUGAUGUCUGAAAUGCAGCCCUCUGGCAGGCUCCAAGGAGGAAGACGUGUGCCUUGUGGGUGCCAUAGGCAGCAGUUGAAGAAGGAGCAAAAAGGGUUUUCUUGUGUGUGUGAGUUUCUUUGUGGCUGAUUAGCUGCUCUCCCUGUGCAAAGGUCAGAGGGGGCAGGGUUUCUGUUGAGGCAGGUGAAUAGCUGUGGGAGGAGCUUAUCAGAGCUUGCAGGGCAGCGGCGCGUGCAGUUUGAUCCAUCUUUUAGAUUUAGGGGAGCUAGUCUCAAACGUUUGUUGGGGGAGACCUAGGUUUUUUUUGUGUGGGGGGAGUUAUUUGUCCUGACCAUAUGUCAGGAGUGCUCUGGUGGUGUUUCCUGCUUGGCAGGGGGUUGGACUCGAUGGCCCUUGUGGUCUCUUCCAACUCUAUGAUUCUAUGAUUCUAUGAACAUUGCUUUACAUGCACAGAGCCUCGUUCAGUCUGGCUAGGAGACAAGAAACUGCACAUAUUCCAGUAGUGAAAAUAGAUCCUUCUUUAUCUUACACAACAGUGACUUUCAAUUUCAAUGCAUUUACAGGACCGGUAAAUAGGAAUGAUAGAAAAGAAUCUAAGCAAAUAAAUGCUGCUGGCACUGAGGACCAGCCUAGAUUGGUUUAUAACUAGCAAGCACUUCUCAGGGUGAGCGUGGGCCACACAUUAUGGGAAUAUUUUUAUUGAUGAAAUUCAUGCUUGGAAUUCCUGAUUGAUGGCUGGUGUGAAAUUGCACCGCUUCCCGUCUUUGGAGGGCCCGAUCUCGCGUAUGAGUGACACUUCAGGUGCCGUAGAUUUGCAGCAGCUGGCCAAGGACAUAGCUGUCAAAAUGGAGUUUGACAUUUCUUUCUAUUAGGAGCUUUUUCGGGUGGGGGGUGUAAUCAGCUGCAAUUGUUCUUUCACUGAUCUGAGAAAUUGUUAUGAGGAGCGGCUGAAAUGAGUCUGCAGUCCCAGAGAUUGCUUUGCUGACCUCAUUUUGCCCUUAGUUUACGUAUGUUUCCCCUUCUUUGUGGAAGCCGCCCAGCAGCACUUAAUGGCAUUUCUGAGGGCUGAACCAGUUUGUAUUCAUUUUGGCAUUCUUAUUAGCUUGCUGCCUAAGCAGAGGGGCUGGGGGACAUAUCCUGAAAUCAAUGGGCUUGUUUUUAUAUAGGAACAGACUCUCUGAGGUGAGGAAGAUGUCCCUCUCCAUCUUCACAUAAGAGACGAGAGAGGAUUUGGCCACUGGGCAAAAGAGCAGGGGAAAGCGUUUGACUGCAGCAGCUUUUGCAGAGCUCCCUCCUCACAGCUUUCAUGCUCUCGCUGACUUUUUGGGCUCCACUGUGCUCUGGGCAUCUCAGUUAUGAUGGCCUUGGCAGUGUAAACUGCCUUGAAGAAUUGAUAGAAAGGGGAGCUAUAAAUUGUAUUUCAUCACAAUCCUAGCUGUGUCUUACUCAGAAGCAAGUCUUGUGGGGUUAGGACUGCAGCCAUCCUUAGCAACUCCUGAGCAGAAAAGUGUUGUUGCUGCUGCUGCUGCUGCUCCUGGUCCCGCUUGCAGGUUUCCCACGGGAGCCUGUUUGGUCACUGUGACUAGGUAGGCCUUCGGUCGCAUCCAGCGGGGCUCUUAGGAGCAGAUAAAGAAAAGACCAGGUGUCUAUCAUCAAAAUUCAUCCUAAUCCAAAUAGGACCCUGUUGCAAGACUCCUUUGCCUCGCUUCUAGAUGAAUAGGAGUAUAAUUUUGCCAUUUUUGUAUGUCCCGAAAUUGCAAUGAAAAUAUAUGGAAACCUAAGAGUUGCUUACAAAUGCUGGAAAAGGUCUACAUUUUGUAAUGGUCCUGGAAGAAAGAAUAUUUGCAGCUUGUGCUAAGAUAUAGGCUGCUUAAUUAAUGUCCAGCAUCGCUAUCCAAAACCAUCAUCACUAUUUAUAAAACUCCCAAAACCAUUGAAAAAGGUGUCUUAAUUCACAUGGAUAUAACAGGAAGAAGUGCACCAGCAGCAUCUCCUUUCACUGCCCAACAACAAGAACUGGAGGUUUAUAAUGAGAUGGGAUAAAGAACUAAAUUGAAUAGGAGAGAAAGGGAGUUAUAAAAUUAGCCAGGAAAAGACUUGGACGUGCAUCAAGUGAUAGGAAUGACUUCUCUUGAGGGCCGCCCACGUGGUCUGCCCUGGUAAAGCAGAGCCCGCAGGUAAGUCAGGGGGGUGCGCUGCGUGUGUGUCGGGAUCGCGGCUGGACUUUGGGGUCAUCAUGACACUCAGAGCCAAUCUACACAUUCGGAAUGUCCCUGUGAAGCUUUAGGGGCGACAGCUGCAAGCCGAGAUUUUUGAAACCUACAAGUCCCCUACACUUUUAAAGGUUUUGAUGAUUAAUUGAUUAACUGGUUAAAAGGUAGACAUUUGAUUACAGAAAUACCCACCACAGAUUGAUAGCCCCAGGGAAUACCUCACUCCAACACAUGAACCCAAACUUUUUUAUUGAUGCCCUUACUCAUUUCAAGCAGUUGACUAAGACCUCUUCACACAACCCUGGAGUCUUCUAUCAUGGCCUCUGAAAAAGCACUUGAAACGUCUGUGGAUGGAAGCAGUCAUCUGCAUGCCAGUCAUGCCCUUAGAAGCGCCAUUUUGUGGGCAAAAUGCUGUUGAACCAUAAAGUGGGUCAAACCCAAAGUAGUGUGGCUCACGGUUGGUAGUGUCCGCAUGUAGGUUUUAGAUUUUCAUUAUCAAGCAAAAGGGAUGAAAUUGGAUCUAACAAAAAAGGAAGGUGUAAAAUGGAAUUGCUUUUCAUGUUAGUAUUUUGGAGGAGAUUUAUGGUGGAAUGACAGAUAUAAAUCUAUCACAGAGAGCUCUGAAAAGAAAGGAUGGACUGAUGUUUUAUGUGAUUGCACCAGGGACACUUCUAAACACAUUAAUUCAUUUUUUGGGAAAGCAACAAAGUGCAAUACUUGCUAGUGUUAGAUUUAACAAAGUCUUGUGAAAUUGCUUCAUUAAAAUCGUUUCCAGGUGUUACCCCAUUCUCAGCAGUUUCUUUACUGGGCAUUUGCUUGCCCAUCCAUCACAUCUGUCCAGACUGGCCCAUUGUUCUAGUAAAUUGAGAGAUGAGCUGAUGAUAAGAUUACGAUAAUUAUAGUGUGUGUCCAUCCAGAUAUGUCAUAGUACUGUAACUUCCUUUUUCUCUUUCCCCUUCUCCAGACGUGGGCGCUUUUUUUGAAGAAGGAAUGUGGCUCCGGUAUAAUUUUUCAUCUGUGGGGAAUAACGUGAAGGACUUAGGUAGCAGAACUCUCUUGAGCUCAAAGGAAACAGAGAACGUUGUGUCAGACCACAGCCUGAAGAAAGAAGAGCUGAGCUUUAGCUUCAGCACUAACAAAGCCCCCUGUAUCCUCCUGUAUGUCAGUUCUUACUCCCAGGACUACAUGGCUGUGCUGGUGAAUCCCUCUGGUAAGUGCUUUGUCUUUGCUCUCCUUAUGUGAAAAUUCCUCUCCUUAUGUGUUUAUUAUACUGUUACAAAAGUUGGGUGCUUGCUCCUCUCUCUGCUGAGCGGCAGCAAAAACCCAUGGGGUUCCAGGCACUCACCCAGGGUGACAGUGUCCCUUUGGAGAAUUGAGACAAAACGGAGACUGUUGUAGCUUUAAGAAACAGGGUGUGUCAGCCUGCAUGGGGGGAGUCCAGACCUUGCAGCAUGUUCAUCUCAAGAGGGGCUUGACCUGCACAGCUGUGCAACCAUGGAGUCCAAGGCAUCUCACCCAGCCAGCCUUCAGCCAGCCUGCCCAAUAUGGAUCCCAGUCUUUCUUCUCCCCUUUCUUCUUCCCAGAACACACUUUGCUUUAAAGACUCAGAUUGUGAGUUCUGUACUAUUGCAGUCAUAAUCCUUGCCAGUUUGGGGAUAGCAGAGAGUUGUAGCUGCUUUAUUGUUGAGAUGUUGGCCCCAUCGUCUUACCUACAACUCCCCUUGUACCGUGUGCAAGUUCUGCUUUGAAGCAUGUCACACGGGAACAAACCCUCGGGAAACCAUGGCUGAGGACAGUGCUGUGGCAAACCUGAGCUUGCUUCUGUGGAAUGUGUGAAAUGGCCUUCGGACCUCAAAUCAUUACAAUCACACAUUGCCCUGGACCCAGAAACAUCAUAAAGAGGUCACUGAAAUGUCACUAAAAGGGCAGAAUGGGGGUGGGGUAGGGUGGAACGGGGUAUUUGCAGGGUUUUUCAGUGGGUUUCAAUUAUACGUGAUUUCACCGACAUGUAUUGUGCCUCAGAACAUAACCCCCACAUCACAAUGACUGGAUGUAAAAACUAAAAAGUUGCAAUUUUUAUAGAAAAAGUUCUAGAAAACAGAUAACAAUAACUGAAUAGUUGAAUGUUAUUUUCUGUAGGAAACUUGCAGAUUCGAUACAACCUUGGAAGCACUAAAGAGCCGUAUAAUAUUAAUGUAGAUCACAGGAACGUGUCAAAUGGACAACCACACAGCGUUAACAUAACACGGCAAGGAAGGUUUAUCAGUCUCCAGGUAAAUGUGCUGUUAUGGGGUCAUUGAUAACAUUAAUACUAAGAAUGUGGAAUUUGCAAAUGGAAUGCAGGCAGAAGGUGGAGGAAUCUAAGCCAGCCAGGCAUCAAACACAGAUGGGAUGCUCAUUCCUCCUUUGGUCAGAGAGAGAAAGGGGGUUGAACAGGGUUUCCCAAAGUGGGCGAUGCUGCCCCCUGGGGGCGUUGGAAUGAUCCUGGGGGGCGGUAGCAGUCUAGGCUAGGGUGCAAUUGGGGGGCGGCAUUGAAUAAAAAUAAAGGGGUGGGGGAAGCAUAAAGAAAGAAGAGAAGAACAUUAUUGAAAACUGUACAUAUUUCAUCUGUUGUGUAAUGAUGCUUACCAUCCGGUUGGGUGCCAUUGUGGGACAGUGACAGCGCCUCCCCUGGAGAUGAGGGCUUUUCCCAGGCUUGAGGAAACCCUUUUUGCAGCUUGCCUGCCUCUUUGGCCAAGGGCAGGUGGGCUGUGGCACCGGCCCCUCCCUUGGGGCGGAUCGGACUGUUUGUUUGCUUAAAGAAGGGAGAUUUCCAGGGGGGCACUGAGUAGGUUUUUUUCUUGAAAAGGGGGCAGUAGGCAGUAUUCGACUCCAAUCAAAUAGUCGGCAAAGGCUUUUGUAGGAGUUGACCUACAUUUAUAAUUACAUCAUGAUGAAUGAAUAUUAAAGACAGAAAAGCCUUGCAAAAACCUAGGAGUGCACAUGCACACACUUUGCUUAGAAACAGAACUUUUGUUUAGGACAUGGGACUAUAACUGUAACCUUUUUUAAAAAAGACUUUAGUUGUUGUUUUGCACUUCCUGUAUAGUGUUCUGUUUUAUUUGCUUGGUUUUAUUUAAUUUUUAAUUGUCCCUGAGCUUUUCUGUUGUCAAGCAAGGACCAGAACUGUUCAGCCUCAUGAAUGUUAGUCUUCAGUAUUUGGCAUGAAGGGAGAAGAUCUGCGCAGGGAGAGAGACCUGGCCGUUGGUUGUGCUUGUCUGGCCUCCCUGGGCUGCUGAGGUCCCCUCUAAGUUCUGAACAACUGGGAGCCCUCCUUUUCUCUCCCCUUCCAGCAAGAUCGGACUCUGAGAGAAGGGGUUUCUCCCUCCUCCCUUUUCAGCACUGAAUUCCAGGCGUGCCACAGAGAUCCCUGGUGCAUCCAAUUUUUCUCCUGAACCUGGUGCAAAGAAGUCUCACCCCCUUUCCUGAUCAGAGGGAACCAUUCUGCUUAGUACUGAGCUGGCGCUCAAAUUCAGCAGGAUCACUCUGCCUUCAUAGGGGCUGAUGCGAAAAAGGAGCAAUCCUGCUUUCUUUCUUUUUUUAAAAAAGACUGUACUUGAAUAUAUAUUCAUUGGCUGAUUGUUUUUCUUACUAAUAAUGGUGAUUUUACUAAAACAAAAUAUUCUUUUGCAACUUACACAUCUUCAAAAUAUAUUCCUUUUGUCCUUCACCUUUUGAUGAAGGAUGGUACAUUGUGAGCCUGUGGACAAGGUUUGCCUUAUCUUUUAAUAUCUGUAUAACACUUAGAAAGUUUUAAGUACAAUACAAGUAUUAUUAUUAAUGCAGAAACUCCAAGUGUUUUCCAGGGACAGUCCAGGAUUUACAGAAGCUGUCCCACUUUCUGAUUUGAUCCCAGAAUAUCCCACUUUUCCUUAGGACGCCCCUAUUUCCAUCAGUGAAAUUUUGGAGGGUCUGCAGUUAUGCGACCCCUGAGCCAAGGAGAUAAGUGACUCUACAACCUUUCAAUCCUGCCCACCUAGCAGUCCGAAAGCACGUCAAAGUACAAGUAGAUAAAUAGGUACAGCUCCGGCGGGAAGGUAAACGGUGAUUCCGUGUGCUGCUCUGGUUCACCAGAAGCGGCUUAGUCCUUCUGGCCACAUGACCCGGAAGUUGUCUGCGGACAAACGCCAGCAUCCUCAGCCAAUAAAGCGAGAUGAGUGCCGCAACCCCAGAGUCAUCUGCGACUCAACCUAAUGGUCAGGGGUACCUUGGCCUUGACCUUUACAACCUUUAGAAGGCAGCCCUGGAUAUUUUAUUAUGUUUUUAUAUAUGUUGGAAGCUGACUGGGCAAGCCAGUCAGGUGGGUGGGGUGGGAAGAAGAAGAAGAAGAAGAAGAAGAAGAAGAAGAAGAAGAAGAAGAAGAUGUCGUCCCUAUUUUCAUCGGAGAAAUGUUGGAGCGUCUUUUUACCACAAGAUAUUUCAACUCUUAAUGUCUCACUCCCUGAUAACCACUAGAUGGCAGCACAUCAUAACUUUUUGAAAGGCUCUUCUCCUGUUUUCCUUAUUCCCACAUAUUAUAUUAUUAUUGGUAGCUAGUUAUCAGAAAUUAGUCAGCCAUUAUUGAUUUCUGGACACCCGCAAUACCUAUUUGAGGAUAAAGAAUCACCAUGUGUGUUAAGUUGUGGGUGAACAUAUCAGACGACACAGCGAUUCUUCAAACAGCUCUUGUUUAUUCACAGGCCAGAACAGAAGUGAACUGAAGGGUUCAGCCAGCCUGCUUAUAUAGAGCUCCACUAGAACACAACUGUAACACUUUCUGUAACUAUCCAAUCACUGAACAUCACUUUCAAUCCCUUAUUUGCAUAUGUGGACAUGAGUGAAAACUAUACAGUAUCCCCCUGCUGGCCCAGGGUGAGAACUUCAGUACAUAACAAUAUGUGCCCCACAUUCCCGGGGUAUUUGAGUGUAAAGGGCAUUUCUCACUGAGGCACCAAAUUAUUGGAUUCAUGAAAUAGAUAUUAAUCAUGGAGGGUGGGAUGCUGCAAUUCAUAGAAUCAUAGAAUCAUAGAAUAGAAUCAUAGAAUCAUAGAGUUGGAAGAGACCACAAGGGCCAUCGAGUCCAACCCCCUGCCAAGCAGGAAACACCAUCAGAGCACUCCUGACAUAUGGUUGUCAAGCCUCUGCUUAAAGACCUCCAAAGAAGGAGACUCCACCACACUCCUUGGCAGCCAAUUCCACUGUCAAACAGCUCUUACUGUCAGGAAGUUCUUCCUAAUGUUUAGGUGGAAUCUUCUUUCUUGUAGUUUGGAUCCAUUGCUCCGUGUCUGCUUCUCUGGAGCAGCAGAAAACAACCUUUCUCCCUCCUCUAUGUGACAUCCUUUUCUAUAUUUGAACAUGGCUAUCAUAUCACCCCUUAACCUCCUCUUCUCCAGGCUAAACAUGCCCAGCUCCCUUAGCCGUUCCUCAUAAGGCAUCGUUUCCAGGCCUUUGACCAUUUUGGUUGCCCUCCUCUGGACACGUUCCAGUUGGUCAGUGUCCUUCUUGAACUGUGGUGCCCAGAACUGGACACAGUACUCCAGGUGAGGUCUGACCAGAGCAGAAUACAGUGGCACUAUUACUUCCCUUGAUCUAGAUGCUAUACUCCUAUUGAUGCAGCCCAGAAUUGCAUUGGCUUUUCUUAGCUGCCGCGUCACACCGUUGGCUCAUGUCAAGUUUGUGGUCAACCAAGACUCCUAGAUCCUUUUCACAUGUACUGCUCUCAAGCCAGGUGUCCCCCAUCUUGUAACUGUGCCUCUCAUUUUUUUGCCCAAGUGCAAUACUUUACAUUUCUCCCUGUUAAAAUUCAUCUUGUUUGUUUUGGCCCAGUUCUCUAAUCUGUCAAGGUCGUUUUGAAGUGUGAUCCUGUCCUCUGGGGUGUUAGCCACCCCUCCCAGUUUGGUGUCAUCUGCAAAUUUGAUCAGGAUGCCCUUGAGUCCAUCAUCCAAGUCGUUGAUAAAGAUGUUGAAUAAGACCGGGCCCAAGACAGAACCCUGUGGCACCCCACUAGUCACUCUUCUCCAGGAUGAAGAGGAACCAUUGAUGAGCACCCUUUGGGUUCGGUCAGUCAGCCAGUUACAAAUCCACUGAGUGGUAGCAUAGUCAAGACCACAUUUUACCAGCUUCUUUACAAGAAUAUCAUGAGGCACCUUGUCAAAUGCCUUGCUGAAAUCAAGGUAGGCUACAUCCACUGCGUUCACUUCGUUCAGGGAUACUUGCGAAGGAACAUACACUUGCCAAAAGAUACAUACUCUCUAGAAAAGGGAAGUUGCCAGAACUUUUUCUGGAAAAAAGAAGUGGAAUUUGCUGCCAAGGAGUGUGGUGGAGUCUCCUUCUUUGGAGGUCUUUAAGCAGAGGCUUGACAACCAUAUGUCAGGAGUGCUCUGAUGGUGUUUCCUGCUUGGCAGGGGGUUGGACUCGAUGGCCCUUGUGGUCUCUUCCAACUCUAUGAUUCUAUGAUUCUAUGAUUCUAAGUGCACCCUCUUUGAACUCUGUGGUUUUACAUAUGAAUAACGAUCAUCUGUUCCUGAGCAGGCCUUAGAAUUAGGUAAAUACAUCCUCAUGAACAACAGCACAUGAUAUAUUGAACUGUGUCAUGAUUUAUUUAGCAGAAAUAAAGCCAAAAUGGAAGAGCCAUGUGUGAAAAACUAAGUACACCUUAUGUUUUUUUUAAAAAAAAUAAUAUUAUUUUUCCAAAAACACUAAAAGAAAAAAGAAAAGAAGAAAAAGAAAAACAAUACAAUACAAGACAUCAAAUUAACAAAACAAGACUAAGACAAUAAGAUAAAUCCUCCAAUUUCAUUAUCCCUUCUUUCAUUCACUUAUUUCCACGACCUCCUCACACCUCCCUUUUUGUAUUCCACUUCUGUUAAUUAUUUCAGCAAUUCCUUUCCAUCCUCCUCUGUUUUCUAUCCUAUAAUUAUCUUAACUCAUUCUAACCUUAUUUUUUUCCUUUAAUAUUCUAUUAACCUAUCUGUACUUUAAUUCCUUAUAAUAUUUCUACUAAAGCCAUAUAACUUCAUUUCAACAUUUUUCUAACAUUCAUUAAUUUUACAAUAUUUCUGUAAAUAAUCUUUAAACUUUUUCCAGUCUUCUUCCACCGACUCUUCUCCCUGGUCUCGGAUUCUGCCAGUCAUUUCUGCCAGUUCCAUGUAGUCCAUCAACUUCAUCUGUAGCUUUUACACCUUAUGAUUCAAUAGCUUGUAGAACCACCUUUAGCAGUAAUAACAUGAAGUAAUAGUUUUGUGUAGGACUUUAUGCAUCUCUCACAUCAUUGUGGAGGAAUUUUGGCCCAUUCUUCUUUACAGCAUUGCUUCAGUUCAUUAUGCACAGCUCUCUUAAGGUCCCGUACAGCAUUUCCGUUGGGUUGAGGUCUGGACUUUGACUGGGCCAUUGCAACCCCUUGCUUCUUUUCUGUUGUAAAUUUGCUGGUGUGCUUGGGAUCCUUGACCUGUGGCAUGACCCAGUUUCGGCCAAGCCUCAGCUUUCGGGCAGAUGGCCUCACAUUAGAAUACUUUGGUGUACAGAGGAGUUCUUGUCGACUCAGUGACUGCAAGGUUCCCAGGUGCCCUGUGGCUGCAAAACAAGCCCAAAUCAUCACCACCAUGCUUGACAGUUGGCAUAGGUUUGGUUUUUGCCAAAUGUGGUGCUGUGCAUUAUGGCCAAACAUCUCCACUUUGGUCUCAUCUGUCCAAAGAACAUUGCUCCAGAAGUCUUGUGUUUUGUUCAGAUGCAACUUUGCAAACCAAAGCCGUGCUGCCAUGUUCUUUUUCAGAGAGAUGAGGCUUUCUCCUGGAAACCCUUCCAAACAAACCAUACUUGUUUUGUCUUUUUCUAAUUGUACUGUCAUGAAACUUAACAUUUAAUAUGCUAACUGAGGCCUGAGGAGCCUGAGAUGUAACUCUUGGGUUUCCUGCAAUUUAUCUGAAUGUUGCACAGUCUGACCUCGGGGUGAAUUUGCUGAGACGUCCACUCCUGAGAAGAUUGACAACUGUCUUAAAUGUUUUCCACUUUUAAAUAACACUGGUCAACAGCAAAUUUGUUGUCUGCGUUUUUUCAGUUGAUUUAGGACGAAUCUGAUGCGCUGAAUCCAAAAAUCACAUUGGUUUUGCUCAAUCAGGUCAAGUUUUUGAGCUAUGGCACAUGUAUUUUUUUACGUUUUUGUUCACAUGUACACUUGUGUGGAGCAUUUUAGAAGAAGUUGGUGGGGGUAAAAUGCCAUGUUGAAUAAUUGUUUUGAUUGGAAAUGAUUAUUUUAAUGACAAGAAGUAUUCAGGUCCGAUAGUUCUGGGUGAUUAUGUCGAAAAGGGAUCAGUUUGAAGUCAUAAAACCUCGAAAUCUUCCAUAAAUUGGUGCAGCUGGGAUCAACAGAAAGAACCGGAGCAGCCUCAAGUAUCCUGAUCUUCAAUCAGCACGUCGUCCUGUAGCUCAUUGUGAUGAAAUUCCAGUGCCUAUCUUCGGAGAACUUCCUGACAUUAGUGACAAAGAUGCCUCCAGUGUUGAAGGACAUGAAGAAGAAGAAGUGGUUCUUGAAGAUGAUGCUCCACAUCCAUUUUCCCAAAAGGAGUUGAAUGAUCUAGUUCACGACCUCAGCUUGUCAAAGGACUCUGCCGAACUGUUGGCAUCCAGAUUGAAGGGAAAAAACCUCCUCUCUGACAGUGCUCACAUCAGCUUCUUCCGCAACAGGCAUCAAGAGUACCUCCAUUUUUUCUCGGAAGAGAAGGACUUGGUGUACUGUGCAGAUAUUGCGCAGCUUCUGCUCAAGCUUGGAGUGCCACAGUACGAACCCAAAGAUUGGAGACUGUUCAUUGACAGCAGCAAGCGAUCACUGAAAUGUGUUCUGCUACACAACGGCAACCAGUUUGCCUCUAUACCCCUGGCUCCCUCGAGUACACUGAAGGAGAACUAUGAAGCAGUGAAGUAUGUGCUGGAGAAAAUUGGUUAUGAUCAGCAUAAGUGGUUUAUUUGUGUUGACCUGAAGAUGGUGAACUUUUUGUUGGGACAACAGUCUGGCUUCACCAAGUACCCAUGUUUUCUGUGCAUGUGGGAUAGUAGGGACCGUGCUCAGCAUUACACGAAGACGGACUGGCCUGUGCGGGAGGAAUUGGUGCCUUGCAAAAAAAGGAACGUCAUCAACGACCCUCUGGUGGACAGAGACAGAAUAGUCUUCCCACCGCUGCACAUCAGGCUCGGUUUAUCAAGCAGUUCACCAAGGCUCUGGACAAGGAUGGUGACUGCUUCACUUACUUGUGCCAGGCUUUUCCAGGAUUGACCGUGGAGAAGUUGAAAGCUGGCAUCUUUGACGGUCCUCAGAUCCGUCAGCUCAUCAGAGAUCCAGAGUUCGGAAACUCAAUGAACGAAGUGGAACUGGAAGCGUGGAAGGCAUUUGUUCUGGUAGUGAAGAACUUUCUUAGCAACAAUAAGGCCAGACACUACGCAGAACUUGUCAACAACAUGCUGACUGCUUUCAGAAACCUGGGCUGCAACAUGAGCGUCAAGAUGCACUAGCUAUUUUCACAUAUGGACUGGUUUCCUGAGAACCUGGAUUCAAUGAGUGACGAGCAGGGGGAGAAAUUCCAUCAGGACAUGAAAGAGAUGGAGACCAGCUAUCAGGGUCGCUGGGCCACAGUCAUGAUGGCUGACUACUGUUGGACUCUGAAGAGAGACCUCCCUGCCGCUGAGCAUUCCAGGAGUUCCAAGAAAGUUCAAGCCCUGAAGUUUGAAAAAUGGUGAAGCAACAUGCAAUUUACGUGUACUUACCUUUAUCAAUACCCCCAACCAUUCAGUUUACAGUAAACCUGACCUGAUGGAGAGAAACGGAUGCCAUUUCCUGAUUCAGCAGUGCAAAAAUACCCUAAAUCAGUUGUAGAAAUCUAGACAGCAUUCAAAAAGUAAAAAAUCGUUCCCUAGUGAAUCUUUCUCACUGAAUGAUGGACAUAAAAUUGGUUGGAGAUGGCCUUAGAACCCUUCCCAGUUUCAUGGACAGCAGCGCUUGCUUCUCUAAGAGCCUUGUGUUGUCUUUCUUCUUUGGCAUUGUGUUAAAACACAUCUGAAUGCUCCAGACCAGCAAACUGCCAAAGCUUUGGCUCUUAUAAAGGUGGGCACACUUGCUGAUGAUCAAUUAAGCAAGGGCAUUUGAUUAGCAGCCCCUGCCUGCUACUUAGCCUCUUAAUUCCUAUGGAAGCAGUAAGGGUGUACUUAGUUUUUCACACACAAUUUCUCCAUUUUGGCUUUAUUUCUGCUAAAUAAAUCAUGAGACAGUGUAAUAUGUCGUGUGUUGUUGUUCAUCUGAGGUUGUGUUACCUAAUUUUAAGACCUGCUAAGGAACAGAUGAUUGUUCUUAUGUCUUCAUAUGUAAAACCACAUAUGUAAAACCACAUAGGAGGGCAACCAAAAUGGUCAAAAUGGUCAAAGGCCUGGAAACGAUGCCUUAUGAGGAAUGGCUAAGGGAGCUGGGCAUGUUUAGCCUGGAGAAGAGGAGGUUAAGGAGUGAUAUGAUAGCCAUGUUCAAAUAUAUAAAAGGAUGUCACAUAGAGGAGAGAGAAAGGUUGUUUUCUGCUGCUCCAGAGAAGCGGACACGGAGCAAUGGAUCCAAACUACAAGAAAGAAGAUUCCACCUAAACAUUAGGAAGAACUUCCUGACAGUAAGAGCUGUUUGACAGUGGAAUUUGCUGCCAAGGAGUGUGGUGGAGUCUCCUUCUUUGGAGGUCUUUAAGCAGAGGCUUGACAACCAUAUGUCAGGAGUGCUCUGGUGGUGUUUCCUGCUUGGCAGGGGGUUGGACUCGAUGGCCCUUGUGGUCUCUUCCAACUCUAUGAUUCUAUGAUUCUAAUUCAAAGAGGGGGCACUUUCUUCUUCCUGUGACUGUAUAUAUCUAUAUCCCCUGCUUGCUGGUGCUAUGAAGUACGAAUUCUUUUAAAUCUAGUAGAUAUUUUCCCAUUUAUAAGAACACGUCCCUGACCAGCAGCAUCUCUUACUAUCGGCUGCCCUACACCAUGGUAUACAAAUAGUAACAAUCUCAACAACUUUGAAGUUGUCAUUCUUCUGAUUUCCUCCUGCUUUUUAUUCAGCCUGAAAAUAUUCACACCUAUUGCUAUGUCCCCCAAUAAUAUUGCUCAGCUGCAGGAAUUCUGACAAGACUGACGCAGAAGAUGCCCAGUGCUCAUCAGUUUCCCUCUUUUGUUUUGGUAUCGGACACCACGGGUUUCACUCUGGCACAGCUGCCGGUUUUUCACCCUUGAACUGGGAGAAUGGGGGUUGCUACCUGCUUUCAUGUGACCAGGCCGAUGUCCGCAUUUGCUCCCUAAGCCUCAUGUUUUCUAAAGAAAGAAAAGGAAGCACAACCUUUUUCUUUUGGUUAUGACCUCAGAUGGUUGGCCACUUUAAACCAGCCUCAGAGACAUUAAUAUUCUAGUUCCUCUUAGGGAAUCUGGGCUCAGUUCCCCUCCGCUCCUUUCUCCCUCGCUCUCUUUGCCUGCUUGCUUAUUCCCUUUCCACUUCCCUGUUUGUAUCCAUCUGGCUUUUCUGUUUAGACGGGGGCACCAGUCUUUUCUCCUCACCUGGCAAGUGUCUAGCCCAGGGUUGUCCUGAACAUUGCAAUGCUGAGCAGAAAAGAUGGUGUAGCUUUCUAUGUCAGCUUUGAAAGGGAGGGUGAAAAUGCAGCUCCUUUUCUGUCAGCAUCACUCAGGAAAAUUAGUAAGGAAUUGCGGAAGCCCUCCUAACACACAUCAACACAGGGGGGCGUUGAAAUUUACUCUCUUUCUCUGAACGCCCAAAUGUAGCUUUCUCCCAAAAGAAGGAGAUUGUUGCCACGCCAAGAUCCACAUGGCAUUAGGUUCCAGAGGUCCCAGGCGUGCUCAGAGUUUGUGUCCUUUUGGAAAUGAGGCCCAGCAGAGACUCUGGUGGGGUCUUUGUAAUAUAUGCCUUAUUUACACCUGAAACUGUGAUGGAGGGGUUCGCAGCAUUAACCCCCCACAGGGUCUUUUUUCUUCCAUAGCUGCAGCCUUGGAUUCAAACAGAAAUUAAACGUUGCUCUCAAACAUUGCUCUGGCUCUCUCCAACUUGCUUCUUUACUUCUAAGUCACCUCACUGCCCCAUCGCUGCUCUCAGCUGGCUUUUCUGUGGAGGGAGGGGGCACCACCCAUUUGACGAAUGUCACUGAGCCCUUUAAUCCCCCAUCACCUCACCUGGAAGCUAUAACAACAACAACAACAACAACAACAACAACAACAACAACAACAAUUUUAUUAUUUAUACCCCUCCCACCUUUUAACCCUUGCUGGAUCCCAGGGGUUAGAGGGGUCCAACAUUCCUGCCCCCAAACUCAUAGCACUAGGUUUGAGUUACAACACUGAGCCAGACCUUGGCUAUUAAUAGAUGUAUUCCUUCUGCUCUAUUAUUUUCAAUUGUUGUACUGUUAAUUAAUUAAGAAAUUAAUGAUGAAAGCAAUCAUAAUUCAGAAUUCAGCAGAUUUCAUGUAUUCAAGUAUGUCAGAUUCUGACAUGAGCAAAUGAUCUCAAAAUGUGUUUGGAGUUCUGGUUUUGUUUGUAGACAAAAGUCAGAAUUGGGUGUGUAAUUUGAAUUGAAACUCAAAAUCUGAAAUCUGGUUUUUCAACAAUAACAGAGUUUGGUGCUUUGCUAUUUGAUUUUAUUACAUGAAAUAUGAAUUGUCUCACUUUACAAUGUGUUCAACCCUGAACAGAAAUCUGAUAGAUAAACAUAAAAGGAUAAAUGUCCUUCAUUUCUAAAGCAGACAGUUCAGCAAACCAAAAGACGUGAGCCUGUGAACGGGAGUGGAUGGGAGACUGAUAGCAGCACCAUGUUUUGGCUAUUUCUCUUCCCCACUGAGGCUUGACCCUGGCUCUCACGGCGGCGGCUGCUGCUGCUGCUGGAAUGUCCUGCUUAUCAGGGUGAAGCCAGCAGCCCCAAGCAGAAGUGUCGGCUUAGUGAGGGUAACCUCCUCCAGGAAGACCCGGCUGGGUGGCAGCCUUCUCAAAGCCUGGCUUCUUUGCUUUUGUCUUUUUCCAGCUGGACCUCUACCCUGCCGUCACCUACACCCUGCCAGCAGCAUCAAGCCUCCAGUUCCACUCACUGAAGUCACUUUUCCUAGGAAAAGUAAUAGGUAAGGAUCUGUUUUUAAGAGCUUUUGUUUCUUGGUUUGCUUAUGGCUGUAGGGUUUAAUCAGAGGGUUAAGCCUAUAAAGUUAUAAGGCCCGGAUUAUGAUUAAAUGGCAUUUUUAAAAAAUCGUGGCUGCUUUGUUCUAUCAAUUUAUUGCAGACCCUUCAUUAACUUGAAGCGACUGCUCUGUUGGGAUUAUAGUGUUAUGCAGUCAAACAACUAAAAGGCAGGUGAGUGAAACAUCCAGGUGCCCAGGGCUGGAGGCUGGCAUUGGAGCAUCUGAGUCUUAGGGAUUCUGCUGUUCAUGUGCUUAUUUAUUAAUUACUAUAAUUUAAUAAAUUUGUAUACGGCCCUUCAUCCAAAGAUCACAGGGCAGUUUGCAGCACAAAGUUAAUGGGCGGAGAUCAGGAGUGGCACAGUCAAAGAGUUGCAAGCAAGUAGCUGUAACAGCAGACUUGUAUCCACAGUAAAUAUCAGGGUUUGGACACUGGCAGGGAAGAGCCCUUUGCAGUUCUGUAUCUAACUAGACAUGGCACCAUCCAGCCUCUGAAUUAGAUAGGAAAUGUAUUGUGGUUGGGUCACCGGUGCAAUGAAGUCAUCACUCCGUGCCAAGACCUGGAGGCUGAGAGUCUGCAAUUGCCAUGAAUGGAACUCCCUCACUUCACAAUAUAGUCCUGGGCCUUGUAAGAUACACUUUACGGGUGCCUGUGUGCAUUUGCUAGAGAUGCUUUGAAGUGUUGACUUGCAAGCACUGCUGACCAGCUGAUGGCCAGUGAUGGCUCUGUGGCCAACAAUCAGCUGGCCUUAGUUGCACCAGCACAGCCAAGCAACUUGGAUGCAAAGUGCUGGAGGAAGUGCUUGGAAUCCAAACCUCUUUCUGUUUAGGGGGGUCUCCUUUUCUGCAGAGACUCCCAAGACUGAUUGGGGGCUACAGCAAGUCUCUUUAAAGGUGUGCCUCAAAGCAUAUCUUCAAAGUGUCUUGCUCACUGCCAGGCAGCUUGUUUGCUUGCUUGUUUUUGUUUGUUUGUUUGAUUUACAUAACCCCCUCCACCACAAGAUCUCAGGGCAGUUCACAAGCUUCAUCAUGCUGCCAGGUGGAUGACAGGUGGGUUUACCUGUGCAGAGUGGGAGAGAUAAGAUCCAGUUCCCCCCACCCUGUUCUACACCUUGUGCAAGAACCAAGGAUGCACUCCCAGGCCCCACUGUGUCAGGCCCUACUGUACGGGAACCCAGCAGUAAUAUAGAGUGGUGUAGCAUGGCGGGGACUGGGGGGGGGGUCCUAUGCCCCUGGCAAGAGAGGGGGGGGGCAUUUCCCCAAGUCCAAUCCGUCAUCCCUUAUAGCACCCACAAGACUGGCGUUCCUUUCUUUGGGCUUGAAGGGCAUCUCUGGUUGCUUAGCAGUGCUCAGUGUUCAUGCCUGUGGGAGUCUGGGGAAAAUGCCAUUCUAGCAUGCAGCUGGCAAGGAACACUCCGCACCCUUUCUUGCCACCUCCUGUCUCCUGUUUCCUUUCUCCCUCGGCCGUGACAAGACUAUUCCUCAUAGUUCAUAGACUUUUGCUACAUUCAUCCAGUAUUCUAAGUAGGUUUGUAUGAAUCACUCUACCCAGCCACGCACACAAACACAAGCAACUCAGUUUAUUUAUGACUUAGCUUUAUAUUGUGCAUGAAAGAUUAUGUGGUUGCAAAGAUACUGAGCUGUCUCCAUAAGCUGCCAUUUUGAAAGACACUUCCAGAGGUUUAAUGAAACCUUUGGAGAAACUAGAGAGGGAGACAGCAAUCCUUGCCAUAGGCCUUCCCUGCCACCAGCAAAUUUAAUAUAUUUACAGAGAUCCCAGGGCUUUCUAAAGCCUGAACUCACAGGAACUCAGUUCCGGCACCUCUCAGGUGGGCGCCAUUGCCAUUCUAAGGGAAGAAGGGAGGUGUCCAUGGUGAGUUCCAGCACCUCUUUUUCUAGAAAAAUAGCACUGAGAAAACCCAAGUGGAUGAGAUGUUGGAAGUUGUUGACUGUAUCUUUUGUUUUUUUCCACAUUAUCUUUUUUUUUUGAGCAGCUGAAAGGGGCUCUUGGAGGUAUUUUCAGCUGUGGUGCUUGGGGAGGAAGGUUCAGUGAUAGACAAAUAGCGGGGGGGGGCCACUAGGGGGCGCAUUGGAAGAUGGCCGACAAUACCAUCUCUCCGACCCACACGGGGUAAUUAAGAGGCUGUUAUGGGAGUAGGCAGCCUCCCUUGUUGCCCCAAGGAAAUGGGGAACACUGCCCUUGCCUGCUGUGCCCAUAAAUCACCCCCUAAUUCGAAAGAAGGGGGUGAGGACCCUAGGCAGAAUGCCCCCGUGUGGACAUCGGCUCUCCUGGACGCUGUCUCUGAUCGCGCACUAGCUGCAGCAAUUUGGAAUAAUUAAUUACAAAAGAAGCAAAUGCACAUAUUUCAAGUGAAGGGGAGUGAAGUCUGCUAGUUUAAGUGACCUCUGCGAAAGAAGACGACGGGUUGGAGAAACAGGAAUAUUUUACGAUGAAGAUACACCAAAGGCUGGGUAUGUUGACAACGGGACUGAAUGGGGGGGGGACCUUUUUUACUUUCCUUCUAUGUGAUUUACAAGAACCCAUCCUCAUUAGAAUCGUCGGUUGAACUGACCCAAGCAGGAUGAUUAAGGUCUGUGUGGAGAUAAACUUUAACCAGAAGUAUGCUUUAUGGAGAUCGAGAAGCAAUAAGAGCUUUUGGAAUGGCGCAGCAAUUAAUUCGGAGUCGCCAUCUUGCCAAAGGAUUUAUAAUCGGGAGGAAGAACGGACUUGUUUUCAGACUGCAUUCCUGGUGAAUCUCCUCAGAGGUUUUGAGAAAGGAGACAGAUUGGUGAAGAUUAAUGACGCUAAGACUGUUUUGAUGUAUGGAAGUGGUGUUAUAUGGAAAACGUCUGGAUAUGGCUACUGGAUAAUAAUAAAAAAUAUCCACGCAGGAUUACAAAAUGUUCUAACCAGCUUGUGGAGACUAUCAGAGGUCACAAAGAGAAAGGAAAAAUAUAUGAAAAUAACAACAAGAGAUGUGGAAAAACAAUAAGAAAGGACUGGAUAGUACUGUGAACAUCAUAAGGUUAGAUUUGUGGACAUUAAAACAGCAGUAAGAAGCAAGAAGUUGAUUGGAUCCCCUUCGGAACUUGAAAUAUGGGUACCCCCAACAAAAAUUUAAAAUUCGGCUGUGUAAUUUGGAAUUUAUGUAAUUUGGUUUGAUUUGAUGUGAUUGGUUGGUUAAUAAAAAAUUAUUCUAAAAAAAAAAGUGAUAGGCAAAUAGCUUUGAGAGGAUUUUCUUUUUUUAAAAAAAAUGAUAUUUAUUACUUUUUCACAAUUUCCAACACAGCACUACAGAGAAAAAGAAAAAAGAAAGAGAAAACAAUACAAAUAACAAAUCAAGCAAAAACAAACAAAAACAACUUAAAAACAGCUCAGACAUUUUCAAUAUCUUAUAUUUCAUUCUCUUAUUUCCAGCGACUUCCUCACACCUCCCUUUUUGUAUUCUACUUCUAUUAUUUGUUUCAGCAAUUCCUUUCCAUCUUACUCUGUUUUCUGUUCUAUAAUUAUCUUAACACAUUCUUGCCAUACUUUUCCUUUAAUUUUCUAUUAAUCUAUUUAUACUUAAUUCCUUAUGACAUUUCUACUAAAGCCAUGUAAUUUCAUUCCAACAUUUUUCUAACAAUCCUUAAUUUUACAAUAUUUCUAUAAAUAGUCUUUAAACUUUUUCCAAUCUUCUUCCACCGACUCUUCACCCUGGUCUCGGAUCUUGCCAGUCAUUUCCGCUAAUUCCCUAUAGUCCAUCAACUUCGUCUGCCAUUAUCCAACACUUCGGUGUUUUCAAGAAGCAACCAUUCUCUCAACCAGCAAAAGGCAGAUGGUUCACAACGAAGUUUAAAGGUCUGGCAGGGCAGGUCCACCUCCUUCUUUAGCAUCCAUCAAUAUCUUAAGCUUAACUCGAGGCUUCCUGCCCUGCCAAACAACUCUAGGAGCAUCCCUCUGCCACCUCCUGAGACCCUCCAUCCCAUCCAGAGCUUGCAAUGUUUGAAACAACAGCAACAUCCCCAGCAACACAGCAGCCCCCAUCCCCACCACAACGACUCGGCCCAACAGUAACAACUUCUGAUUUGUCCAUAUUUCCAAAUUCCCCUUCUCUUCAAUCCAACAUCCUUCACGGUUGUCCUUAAGCAGAUUCACAUUUUUGGCGGUCAUACUAACCCCCAAAUACCUCUCUUUCUUAACCAAUGUUAGUCCUCCAACUCAGACAGGGCCCUGGUCCCCAAACUCAUCCGCUCUUCUCUAAGUUCAAUCAUAACGAAUGUCAGCUUAUGUUCAUCAAGUUGUCUUUGUAUGGAUGGGACUCUCCUCUCCAGUUGUACCACCUUAAGUUCAGCAGCAAGGGUUUUUUCCCUGACUUCAUCUGCAGUUUGCCGUAUCAGAGUAGGUUCCUGUAUCAGUUUCUGGGUGAUUUCUGAAUUGGUAUUCACCUUUUGUCCCAACUUAUUUAAACUUUCUACAAUUAAAUCAGUCUCAAUAUUUGCAGCAUCCAAUUUCAUAUUCCUCGCAUCUGUUUUCUUAUGAAGUUGUUCCAGCGAAUCAUUUAUUUUCAAAAAUGCAGCCACUAAGGCCUCCUCUGUCGACAUCCCGACUGUUUUUUCCCUUCCGUUUGCCAUAACACUUUAGAAAUUCAAGGUCAAUUCCAAAGUCUCACACUUUUCUUAUCUUGCAGCUGGAAAUUCCCCUAGCCCAGCUCCUGUAAAGUAACCGAUUUCAAGAGCUUCCACUAGGGGAAAACAAAUUGUAUUUGUAUCAGUCAAUAUGUCCUCUUUUAAACACAGUUUCAAUAAACCGAAGUUAGUUUCAAUUUUCAGUUACUUUCCUCCUUUUUUAAAAGCAGCCGGAAACAGUAGAAACAUUGUAUUUCUCUUAUUUAGCUAGCUGUCAAUGAACGUUCUAAGCGCUGUCAAUGAACAUUCCCCCCCCCAAAAAAAACCGGGGGGAAAAAAGCGUCAGUCUUACUAGCAGCCCGUUUCCAGGGUCAGAGCGGCGGUAUUUUAAGCCUCUUCACUCUCUCCCGCAGGCACACUCAAUCCACAACCUCCCCCUCUCUUCUCCUGCCUCCAAGAGGGGGUUUAAUGUUCUUCACCGUUGGAAAUUUGAUCUUUUACAAAAGACCUUCCAGGACUCCAGCUUGCAACUUCAUUGCCUCAGUCUAUUUACACAAAGGGAAGGCGGACUUCCUGUUUUGAACCUCCCCGUUAGGAUACCAAAUUAAACUUUUAGAGAUCCAAUUCUUCCGUUUCAGCUCUACUCACGGGUAAUUACUUUAAAGUCAAAUUGUCCACAGGAAAAGGUCAGCGCUCUCCAGCAACAGCUAUGCAGCUUCGCUCCGUGAAAGAAGCAGACGAUUCGAUGCACCGCGCCGCUCACCCCACGUUGCUCCGGAGCCCCAAAAACCGGGGUUCCCCACGAGUGGGGGAGGCGCAAAAGGUGCCCGCCGAAUCCCACGUUCACAGGCUUCUCCCGCCUGUGAUUUUAACGGGUCUCCGCCUUCGGCUUUGAGAGGAUUUUCAUUAAGGAAAACUGUAUGGACCAAUUUAUGCCCCAACCCAUGACUGUUGUUUUCUUUAAAGGAAAAGGAAAGGAAAGAAGCAUGGCAAGCAUCAUAGAAUUGUCGAGUUGGAGGGGACCCCGAGGGUCAUCCAGUCCAACCCCCUGCAAUGCAGGAAUCUCAGCUAAAGCAUUCAUGACAAAUGGCUAUCCAAGCUCUGCUUUUAAACCUCCAAGGAAAGAGAGUCCACCACCUCUCGUGGGAGUCUGUUCCACUGCCAAGCAGCUCUUACUGUCAGAUAGUUUUUCCAAAUGUUUAGUUGGAAUCUCCUUUCUUGCAGCUUGAAGCCACAGGUUCGAGUCCUACCCUCCUCCAGAGCAGGUCAAGGACACCUGCAUUUGGCACACAUCUGAACCUGACCCCAUGUCCUAAGAGUGUUUGAAAUACAGAUAGAUCUCUCUAUCAUAUCUAUCUAUCACUCUAAAUGUUUUUUAAACCCACAUUGAAAUGGAUAGCCCACCCAGCCUAUCCCCCAAAAGCAGCAGUCUCCAUUUUGUCCAUUGUGAAAUGUUAUAACUAAGACUGGUAGCAUUUCUCUUGCCCACUUCCUGGGCGAAAUUUUGUUUUUUUAAAGAUGCAGAGAUACCUGAAUGCAUUCACAGAACAGGAAAAGGGCAGUGGGGGCUUUGAAUGAGUGAAUGGGGGAGACAACAAAAACCACAAAAGACUUGUGGCUGUAUUCCUUCAAGUCUCACUCACUGAGGGAGGCGAAAAGUGGAGGAAUGAAUAUCAGUCACUGACAAAACUAAAGCUGUGUGAACGCUGACCUGUCAAAUACAUACACAGAAAAUUUGGAUCUAAACAAUCUGCUUGCAAUAUAGUCCCCCAACAGUAAAUGUCUGCUUCUAAAGCCUCCUAUUGUUUGGGGAACUAGGAAGCAUAAAACAAUCUAUAUGGAGAGACAUAGAGGAAGUAAUUCAGAUAUACUUCCCCCAGAUCAGUAUGUUGACCUUUCCCCCAGUUCCACAGUCCCAAGAUUAUAUUAGCAAGCUGUUCCAUCAAGUUCCACGAAACUAGAAGGAUUGUUUGAGGAUUUUGUGAUCAAGAGAUCAAGCUACCACAUUCCUUAAUACAUCUGUGUGAUUGACACUUAUUCCUUCGGAUGUGCAAAUUUAAUUUCUCUCACUCACUCUUUCCUACACACACACACACACACACACACACACCUUUUAAAUCAUUUCAUUGGAAAUGGACUGUUGUAAACACAACGUCCUAGUUUGCAUGCAAUUCUAAGCCAAACCACAGCUUGGCACAAAUGAGCACAUGUGCUUGUUCCAGGAGGGACAAUCCUCUGAUCCUGCUGCUUCUACACUGCUGUGAGCUAAGCUAUGGUUUGUUAUAGCAUUACGCUCACGGCUUACCCUGCCCCUGACAUCCCAUGAGCAGUAAGCCAUAAACCAUGGCUGCAUGCGAGAUAGCAGCAGAAUUAUUGGCCCCCAGCAAAAGAUGUGAUUGGUCACAGAAUGCAUCAGUGCUGUGGAUACAGCAGCCUGCCUCCUCUGUGGGACGUUUUCUUAACUAAAUAAGUAUAUGUGGGGCAGUACAGUAUAGUGGUGAGAAUAUCAGCCUAGGUCAUGGGAGACCAGGCUUCAAAUCCCCGCUCGGCCAUGAAGCCCCCCCCCCCCCCGGACCUUGGACCGGUCACCAUCCUUUGAACUAACCUACACAGAGGGUUAUUGUGAAAAUAAAAGUUGAAAGGCAGGUUCUGUGUUUCUUGGAGGAAAGGUAGAAUAUUAAUGUAAUAACCGACUACAACUGAACUGUUCACUUUUUAAUAAUAUACAGGCUGGCAUCCUAGGCACACCUACUUUGGAGUAAGUCCCUCUGAGUCCCAGGAGACAUGCAUAGGAAUAGGAUCCACACUUACAGGGAAGCUCUUUUCACUCCUGCUGUGUUAAGAUUUAGGCAGAGGUUUGUCCAGCACAGUGUGGAUUGCUCUGCGUAUUUCUUGUAUUGUUGUAUUACCAUGGUAUUGUUUGUGUGCCCAUCGCCACUGGAAAGAAUUGGUCCUAGCUAUUUUAAAUUUAUAUAUUGAUUAUGUUGUAAGCCAGAUCUGAUUUUCUGUUUCUAAAUUCUGAUGGAUUCUGAUGAUGCUGCCAUUUUUUGCCAAGGGAAAUACAGGGCUGGCAUUUUGUUGAGAGGCAUAGAAAGCUGUGCAGGAUAUCUUCUGUAUUCCCAGUGUCUGUUGGAAUAUUAGAAUUCCUGCUCUCUGCACUAAACACAGACAGUUUUGUUGGCCAAACUAUCGUUUUGUUGUCAUUUCUGCAGAGUUGCUUGUGGGAGCACCAUUUAACAUGUUAAAGAGGUCUCAUUUUCAGUGGCGUAGCGUGGGUUGUCAGCACCCGGGGCAAGGCAAGUAAUUUGCGCCCCCUAACCCGUGGAUUUGCGCCCCCUAACCCUACCCCCCAGAUGUUGCGCCCGGUGUAGCCGGCCCCCCCUGCACCCCCCACGCUACGCCACUGCUCAUUUUCCUUUCCAGUGGCAGAGAAAAGAGGACUGUUUGAAGUGGCAGAGGAGGCAUUGUUGCAGGAUACUUUAACAAAGCCCUUCCUUGAGAAGGAAGCUGAGCCAUGCAGUGAAAAACAGGCAGGUGGACAUGACACAAUCAGACCCUUCAACUACAGCUCAUAAUCUGUGAUGCCUUUCUACCUGUGCUGCUUUGCCAAAGUGCAACAAAUGUCCUUUCUUUCGCCUGGGUCUGCAAUUUUCCUGGGAAUGUUUGUCUUUCUCCUUUUUGUCCAUUAAGAAGCUCUCAGAAUCACUGCCUUCCCCAGCUGUCUUUAUGUGGUUUAGCCCGAUCCCUUGCUUUUUCUUCUUCAUUAGUUUGUAAACACUUUUUCUGUUGCAAAGAGCCACGGAAACAUGGGGCUGUGGUAAGAAGGCACAAAUGAAAGAAGGGGCUAAAAAAAACCUUGCUGUACUCGAGGCAAGGGGGGCCCUGCGUGUUUUGUUUGUGGGGAGGGCACAGGGAGGAAGAGAGCGUCUAAGGAUUCUGCCCCCAAAACAGGGUAGCUAAAGAAAGUGGAACCCAAGUAGGCAGAAAACUCUACGUAGUGGAGACUAAAAACUAGAAGGAUCAUAUUGAUUUGAACUCCUCAGCCAGUUCUUUGAAGGUAGACUUUUAGUAUUUUUCAAACCAUUAUGUAAAUCACGUCACUACUGACAUGGUUCAGCUAAGAGCCUUCCCUCCCCAUUCAGUUCCUGCUCACUGUCAAAGAGUUCUUACUUCUUUUGAAAAAGCCUUUGUAGGCAUCACCGUUUUUUUGCUUCUGCUGAACAGAUUAUGGUGGGAGGAUGCAAGACAAAAGAGUCUGUGGCUGAUAAGGGCCGGAGACAAAAAUUGCAUGGGCUGUGCAAAACUGCCGCUUCCUUGCAUGCCUCCAGUAUACUGCCUUUCCACUUGAACCACGACACACCCAAGGAAUUCAGAGAGAGAAAUCACAAACUAAACAACUCUGUGUGUAGGUUUACGAUUCAUGAAACAGAGACUGAAAUCCAAAUAUCUCAUUGUCGGAGUUCUGUUGAGACUGCAGCAGCGCAAGUCUGCACAUAGUUUCCCUCAUGGACUUUUUCAGAAAUAUUUGGAUUGCUUGGCUUUGAGAUACUGAGUUGCUCAAGUCAUUAUUAUCUUGGCAUUGUAUACAUUAUUUAAGAUUAAAUGAAUUAGAAGUUGUUGAAAUGCUGUACGUUGUUGUAAAUGAGUUUUUGUAAACCUACACACUGAGUUGCUUAGUUUGUGAUUUUCCACGUGAACUAUCAUGUAUGGUGCCAGUCACGAUCAGUCCUGCUUUUCAACGUUUCCAUGAUGCAUUACAAAUAGAAGCUCAAGGUUUUCUUUAGCUCCAUUCUGCUUCCCCACCGAAAGGCCUCCUCUUGUACAGGGUGAGUGUAUCUGUAUCCGCGGGGCCUUUUUUAAAGGACUCACCCUGUAAUUCCCUGAAAAUAAAUUCAAGGGCACUGAGCACAGCAGCAGAACCAUCAAUAUGGAAUGAAGAGAUUUUACCUUCCCACAAUUUACAUGCAUAUUCGGUGCAAACUAAUUAAAGGGUAAAGAUCAAAACUUGAAAAAGUGUUCAUUUCCAUAGAGUAUGCAGCAAGAAUAUCCUGAUUUUUAAAGGAACAAUGCACUUAUGCAGGUGAGCAGUUUAACUUAACUGUAUCUCCGUGUGCAUUUGUAGCUGGAUUCAGGACUGAAACAGCCUUGGUCACCCUGAUGGAGGACCUUCAUUGGGAGAGUGACGCUGGAGUGUGACCAUGAUGCUCCUACUCGAUCUCUCAUCAUCUUUGGAUACCCUGGACCAUCUGUGGGAGAUGGGGAUCAGGGGCAGUGUUCUGCAGGACUUCCAAUAGUAGCUCCCUGGACGAUUCCAGAGGAUAUCAUUUGGCAAAUGUUUCUCAGCCCCAUAGUGCAGGGCACUAGAUUGUCUCCAGUGCUACUGAACAUCUAUAUGAAGCCACUGAGAGUGAUCAUUAGGAUAUCUGGAGUGAGGUGCCAUCAAUAUGCUGAUCUCUGUAACAUUUUAUUCAAAGUGGUUGUACAGGUCCUGGACCAGUCUGAUAAACCAAGUGAAUCAUGGAAAGACAAAAGCUCUGGGUGUGAGCAGAUUCUGGACUGGAAGACCAGUCAGUUCUCUGCAGGGAGUUGCACUGAAGGAGCAGAGGUGCAGUCAAGGAGUACUCCUGGAUCUAGCUCUGUCGCUGGAGGGCGGCACAGGGGUUCUCAGUCAUGCCAUUUACCCACUUUGGCUGGUAAGGCAACUAUAGUCAUUUGUGGAUCAGGGUAGCUUGACCACAGUUGUCUCUGUAGGAGCAACCUCAGGGUUGUACUACUGCAAUGCACUGUAUGCAGAGCUACCCUUGGGCUUGGUGGAGAGGCUACAGCUAAUGCAGAAUGGAGUAGCUAGGCUGCUUGUAGGGGAAACUGCUGCCAGGAUACUACCGUCUGUGGGAUCUGAACUUGCCAACAAUUGAUUACUGCACCAGGUUCAAGCUUUUUUGUAUGGUGGAGCCACAGAAUAUGCACAUUAACUUACACGGAUUCAACUAUAUGCACUCAGUAAAAAAAAAAAAAGGGGUGGGUGACCAGCAAAAAAACCCAACAACCCCAAGACAGAUGAUCCCACUUACUAUUUCACACAGCCAGAGACCUAGGAGUGAGUGUGAAUCCCUCGCUGGGUGCAAUUUGUGUUCCUUCACACAACAUGGCCCCUAAGUGCAAGCCACUUACCUGUGCGUCCUCUGAUGCUGGGUCAAAGAGACAGCGAUUCACAUCAGGGAGAGGGAUCUCUGGAGCUUUCAAGGACCCGCUGUGAUCAACCAUCUGCACAUUUUGAGGAUAAAGUCUCGUACUUCAGAGUGACUUUGAUUCUGCUGUUUUUGUAGUUCUAACUGAAGUACCCAGUGCCAAAAUCUGGGAUGUGUCAUGGGAUCAUUGUCAAUUUACACAGCCUGAUGUGGACAAGGUACUUGUGGCUAUUUGCCCAACUGCAUGUCCUCUUGAGCCACAUCACUUGGUUCACGAAAUCUAGCAGAGGGGGUUGUUGGUUGGGUCCACAGCACUGUUAAUGAUUCAUUGCACGAGGGACUGGCCCCUCUCACCUUGAAAGAGACAGUGGGACAGCCACUCCUAAAGAAACUGGCCCCGGACCCUUCGGUUAGGUCAGUCAGUCAGAUUUAUUUGUUAGAAACCGUUGGUCAUCACAAGAAUACAAACAGUAUAGAAGUAUACUUUACCACAGGUGGUCCCAGCCCACAAGACCCCAUGUUGUACAAUGAAAUUCUCCCUGAUCCUUUGAGCUGCUAAGGUGAAUGCAUAAGCCUUAUCUGUACAGUGGUACCUCGGGUUAAGAACUUAAUUCGUUCUGGAGGUCUGUUCUUAACCUGAAACUGUUCUUAACCUGAAGCACCACUUUAGCUAAUGGGGCCUCCUGCUGCCGCUGCGCGAUUUCUGUUCUCAUCCUGAAGCAAGGUCUCAUCCUUAACCCGAGGUAAUAUUUCUGGGUUAGCGGAGUCUGUAACCUGAAGCGUAUGUAACCUGAAGCAUAUGUAACCUGAGGUACCGCUGUAUUGUAUUUAUUGCCAUCCAUCAACAAACAGAUUUUCUCCCCAUUAUUCAAAAAGGAAGCUCUCUGGAGAAACUACUUUGAUAAAUCUGUCUAAAGGGGAGGGAGUAUGAGAGUUGAACUAACUACCAGGUGGUUGUAAAUACCAGAGAGGGUUGUGCUGGGACCAAUGCAGGCAUUCUGGAAUGACACAGAUUAUCUAGACCCAUGGGACUAAACCAGCCUUGGCAACCUUUCACCAAAGGUAGUAGGAGGCUACAGGGCUUUGGAACCUACCUUAUGUGACCAUGUCCAGGGAGUACCUAGGGGGAGGCUGCCACAAGGCCCCAUUUUAUCCCCAGUACUAUUCAAUAUCUAUAUGAAGCUGCUGAGAGCAAGAGCUUUGGGUGAAGUGCCAUCUUGAGCCUUGAUGACACAGGUGUAUUUUCCACAGCAGCUGAAUCAGGGGAGGCCUGGACGCAGGGAUAGGCUGGAUGAGGGGAAACAAGCCGAGCCUGGAUCCCAGCCAGACAAAGGUGCUGUGGGUGCCUGGUUCCCACCACGUUGAAGAAAUGGCCCAUUGUUGCCCUGGAUGAGGCCACUUUCCUGCCAAAGGAGCAGAUUCACAGUCUGUGGUGCUUCUGGAUCCAGCAUUGUCCCUGGAGGCCCAAGGAGGCCCAAGGAUGGCUGCAAGCAUAUUUUGCCACUUUCAGCUGGUAGGACAGCUGCGGCCAUUCCUGGACCAGGGUAGCUUGACCAUGGUAGUCCAGGCACUGCUGUGACCUCUGUAUGGGGCUUUCUUUGCAGUUAGUGAAGAUUCCUGCAGCAUGGUUGCUGGCAGAAGUGAGACCAUGUCGGCGUAUUACACCUCUUCUCAGAGAUUUGCACUGGCUGCCAAGUUGUCACCUGGCCAGAUUUAGAGUGCUCCCAUUAGUGUAUAAAGCCCUUAACAGAUUGGGACCAGUCUACCUUGGGAAUUGUCUUGCCCCACAUAUGCCUAGUCAAUUGCUUCAGUCUGCAGAACUGGCACUUUUACAGGGGCCACACAAUGGCUGUUCUGUGCUUGCAAGGAAUAAAUCCUGCAAAAUAUUCUGAACUUUAAGCUAGGAGGGGAGCUUGUUGGAAGCAGACCCACAUGCCUUUUCUGGAAAUGCCCUGCAAAAUACUUUGGAAUUGCAUGUGGCUCAAAUCAGCCUGCUCUGCUCCAUCCAGCAGCAGCAGCAGCAGUUUUUCAUAGAAUUGCAGAGUUGGAAGGGACCCCAAGGUCAUCUGUCUUUUAAUGAAUGAAUGCAGGGAAAUGGUUAAUACAGACUUUGUUGCAACACCUACACAAGCCACCCAUCGUUUCCCCUCCCAACUCAAGUCAUAAAUGCAGAAAGAUUAAGUAAAAACUAGAUAUUUAUUAUAGAAAGAAACUCCCACUGCUUCUGUGCUAUUUCUCUCUAGCAAGGUCAAAAAACGAAUACAGUACUAGCCCAAAUAUCAAAAGAUCCUCAAAGUAGAAGACACAUCCUGUUGCUUCUCCUGUUACCAGAACAUGCUACAAGCUUUUAGAAGAUCUGGCCUUCAAGGAAACAACUCGGGGCAUGCUCAGAACGGAUGUCUUAUUCAGAUAGGCUACCCUCUGGCGCAGCAGUGCUCCUCAAGCAGCUGAAUUGCCCUCCUAAGGACAGAGGGAGUGGGAAUCUGCCCAGCAGGGUCUGGAAAGCUGGCUGUCCGAAUAUUCAAAUGUCUGCCACAUGUUUUUCUACCUAGAGAAAAAUGGGAAGGAGCUGUUUGCCAUAGCCCUACUUUUUGAUUAGGAUUGGUGGCAUGUUGCAGGAAAUGGAUUGGCUGAGAAGAGAUUUACUGAAAUGUCUCCAGGAGCAUCACUCAGUUUAAAUGGAAGUAUAAAAAAUGUGUGGGACAGAAAAGAGUGUGUUACUCUGAGAUGAUGAUGACUGGCAGGGUAGGGUGUUAAAAAUAGCCCUCAUUUGGAGGGCUGUGACCCAGUAGUCCCAGUGGAACAGGGGUUCCACUACUCCAUGGGUUUGUAGCCAGAGUUAAUUCAGCCUUGAAGGCGGGGGUCUCGGGUCACUGUUUAUUCAUAUUUUAACCUAUUUGCAAUAUAUUGAUUUAAACCCCAAUGCAUGCCGCAAGUCUUCAAGAUGAGGUGAGGUAGAAAGGGCAGCUAAAUUAUUGUUAAAGACAAAGGACUCUAUAUUUUCUGUAUCAGCCAAUAAAGGCAGAACCUCAGGAAGGUCUGAAAGAGUUUGGUGAUGCAGCAUGAAAUCUUGCUUUGAGAAUCAAGUCCAGCUCCCUUCAGGUGCUGGGAAAUGGAGGUCCCUAAAGCCACAACGUUUGUUGCUCAGACAGAGCCAUCAAUAUCAAUCAGAACAGUUGCCAGCAAGGAGCUUUUUAUUAUGCCUAGGGAGAAGAGGAGAAAAACUUAUUAAUAUGCCAGGAGGGUAAUAAAAAUAAUAAGCAUCAACAUUUCCCCCUUCAAGCUUAUCUUUGGCAGCACUUGUCUCAAACAUCUCAUGGCACAGGGUGCCAUUUACCAUUUGCAUGCAGAAACACGUCACAAAAGUUCUGGAGGGCUUAUUAAGCCCUGUGUUUGUUAAUGGCAAGGAAGAGAAAGAUUAGCAUCGUAAACCACUGAUUUGCCCAGUUCACAUUUAGAAACAACCUGGUCACUCUCCUAUGUGCCCUGGAAGCCACAAUUGGUCCCAGACUCAGCACCCAAGAUUUUAAGAGGCGCUCACUUUCUCUGUAGUGGUGCCUCUCUUGGAGUCAGACUAAACUACACAUGACAUGCGUCACCUGGCUUUCCCUUGAGGGUAGGAUAUACUCAGUGUGGGGGGAGCCACGUUGGGACAAAUUGUUGUUUUUGAAACAGGGUGGUAUAUCUGGGCACACCUUGCAUACACCUAGCAAUGCUACCCACAGGGCCAUCUUUACCUGGGGGUGCAAGGGGUGUGGUACACCUAGGCACCGAAUUCUGGUGGGCACCAAAUGUAUUGGCGGCAGUGAAAAGCAAUAGAGGAAAAGACCUUGCCCCCCUCCUCUGUCGCUCUGUUACUCUGUAGCGUCAAAUAUUUCUGAUGAGUCAGGAAGCAAAAGCAGCUAUCUCUGCUGCGUCGUUGUUACAGGCGAUUUUCCUCCCCCCAAAAAAGCUCAACAACUUUGAGUUGGUCCCCCCUAAAAAAAUGGGGGCGGCUAAACUAAAUUUGGGGGCAUUGGGUGGCUCUUUGUACCCUGGUGGCGCAUAUGCUAAAGAUGGCCCUGGCUACCCAUGAGAUUAUGGCUCUGGCAAACACAAAGCUCAGAUGGUACCCAAUACAGUGGUACCUCGGGUUAAGAACUUAAUUCGUUCCAGAGGUCCGUUCUUAACCGGAAACUGUUCUUAACCUGAAGCACCACUUUAGCUAAUGGGGCCUCCUGCUUCCACCGUGCGAUUUCUGUUCUCAUCCUGAAGCAAAGUUCUUAACCCGAGGUACUAUUUCUGGGUUAGCGGAGUCUGUAACCUGAAGCGUCUGAGGUACCUGAGGUACCACUGUAUUUCCUUCUGCACCAGCCCCUCUCCACAAUUUGGGAAUCAAGACAUUACAUGUUUACAUACAUUAGUAACUAAAAACUUGAUAAUAAAUUUUCAUAAACAUGGAAGUAUUUGUUGUCGAGGGAGAUGUUUUUUUUAAGGACUGGGGUGGUGAGCAUUUCAGCUUCGACUACCUUGAAGGUUCAUGAAAGUUCAUGCUACAAUAAAUUGUGUCCUGAGAAAUCUUAACCAUUAUGUUGUUUUUGCUGCAGCAGAGGAACAUGGCUUCGUCUCUGGAUUUCCAUUCUGAUUACUCCUUUGUUCUCUUCUGCACUUAAUGCAUUUCUUCAGAAAGCAGUAAAGCAUCCAACCAAAGCGAAAUAAAGGGCUCAGAGCGGCAGGAAGCAAAUCUAUCAUGCCAAGACGUAGCAUUUCUCUUCUUACCAAGAGACUCUCAGAAACUCCAAAUCAACAGAAGUAGCCAAUUAUUGCUAAAUUAAAUUCACAUUUUAUGUUCACUGCAUGCCAAUUAUGCUACCGAUAAAACAUUGAUAAAAGCAUUGAGGCAGCCCUCCAAGUGGUAUAGAAAUCGGGGGGGGGGGCUAUUUUCCAGCCUUUUCUUCCAUUCACACAGAUACUUGGAGAUCUGCAUUUAAAGACUUUUGCAAACUUCUCCGAAAAAGGCUUGUCCAUAUUUCUAUUUUACUGCCAGGAUCCUUGUUCCAGCGAAUGCACCUCUGUGCAGGAUGCUGUGUUCCACAUCUACUGCCAGAGGAGCCUGCCUCCGUAUUCCAGUUGCUUCUUGGGAACUGCAAGGGAGGAGAAGGCUCUUGUCCUCAGGUCCUGCUGUCUGACUUGCCAGAGGCUUCUGGGUGGCCAAUGUGGAAAGCGGAGGCUGCCUCAGAUGCGCCUUUGACCUGACCCAGCAGGGCUCUCCACGUGUUCUUAUGCAAGCUCCUAGAGCUCAGAGGAAGCUGUGUGUUGUUCUCCUUGUGUGCUGCUUGCGUGUAUCUAGGUCAGUUAGAACACAACCCCACACUUGUUGCAUCCUGUGAUGCCGCUGCGUCUGCAACCCUCAUUAAAAACAGCAGGCCGACCCUGUCUGAAUCUACUCUGUGUAAUUGACUUUUAGCAAUGUGUGAAACUUUGAUUUCCUGAAGGAAAAUCAUGGACUUUCUCAGGGCAAUUUCAAUUCUUUUUCUACCGAAGUGUUUUCUCCCCUGCCCCUGAAAUGGUUAUAGGUCUCCUGCAGCCGUUAAUUCUACCUUUAAAUUAAUUUUGUAAUUCAGCAAACUCUUAUUUCAGGAAAUACGUAAACUUGAUAAAGAGCUACAACAGAAAUAUUUUGGACAAGUGAAAAAAGAGUGAGUGUGCAGCUGCAAGCAACCAGCUUAGUAUUUUCAAAUAGUUUGUAUGUAGACCAUGAUUAUUUUUGGAAGUUUGGUCCUCGAGUGCUUCUUGGAACCCUGUUGGCAUUUCAAAAUAAAACUAACAGUACAACAAAGCAAAAUGCUUAUUCUCAAAGAUACAUUUAUACUCUGCGAUAAGGUAUCCCCAUGUAUCUAUUAGGAGAUGAGGAUGAGGAUGAUGGUGAUGAUUUUAUUAUUUGUAUGCCGCCCAUCUGACUGGGUUGCCCCAGCCGUUCUGGGCGGCUCCCAACAAAAUAUUAAAAACACAGUAAAACACCAGUGAUUAAAAACUUCCCUAAACGGGGCUGCCUUCAGGUGCCUUCUAAAAGUCAAAAAGUUGCUGGUUGCUUUGUUGUUAAUAGCAGCCUUAACUAAAUAUCAAAAUUGGCAGUUUAUAUUAGAUAAAAGGGCUGUUGUUUUUGUUCAUAUUCUAAAUCUUAUGACAUUAAGGAAUAAUAAUUCUGUUUUGAGAUCUGUUUGUAAUUAGGUAGCUGAGGAAAUAGAAGUGGGGACCAGUUAAUGGAUCAUUAGGGGUGGUAAAUAAGGAUAUUGAUUGAUUAUGUGUGACUGACAUCUAGUAAUUUGCAGAGCAGCAGGUUCAGCAGGUGGCCCAGCGUGUGGGAGAGAGCAGCAGUUAUUGUCAUACUCUUACCUUUCGGUUGUUGAAAUUUCAUUUAGUUUGUGUGAGCCUAUACAUGGUAAUUUAUUAUAUCUGUAUCCUGACUUUCAUUCAAGGGGGAUCUCCCAGUAAGAGCCAGGCCUUGAGCAACGCUGCUUUGCUCUGGCAGGUGCCUAUAGCAUCCUAUGCCUUCAGGGCUCAUUCAAGGUCAUUGUUUUGCUUCUGCAUAUCAAGAUUAUAUCAUGAUUGCUCACAUUUUGAAUUAGCAACUUCAAUUUUUGUGCAAACUUUUAUAUGCAAGGCCCCAGUGUGACUGAAGGUAAAUAACCCCUUUAACAAAUCAGAAAGAAACAGAUAAAUAAUUAAAAUAAUGCACUAAUAAAAGUAUACCAGAACAAAUAUAAAGGUUGUCAACCUUUAUAGAGUUAUCCGUCAAGGAUAAUGAUGCUGAAUAUUUAUUCAUAUUUCCACAAAAUGCUUCUAUUUACCAGUAGUCUCUUGAAUUUUUAUCACAACUUUUUCCCAUAUUUGAGUAUAGUCACUUGGCUUAUUUCUCUCACACAACAUAAUUUAAUAAAUUGAUGACAAUAACUUUUAUGGUUUAUUCUUUCAAAUAGGUUUUUAAAAAAUCUUAAUCCAUGCCUUUGACUUCUGAGCUAAUUAUUUUAAAAAUAUCUAUUUAAAAGUAUUUAAAUAAGUCAAAUCUUGCUCCCUUCAGCUUUUCCCUCUUCUAGGCAAGAGAUUUGUCAGGUUUAUGCUCAAUCCGAACAAAAUAACAUAAUUCUAAUAUAAUCUCUUAACUGUUCUUCUUGCCUCAUUAUCAUAUUCUUAAUCUGAUUUAGGAUUUUAACUUCUGAUAUUUUAAAGUACAGUUGCAGUUUUUUCUUGAUUUUCUUGUUUUCUUUGAGAAUUUUGUUUUGUUUUUUACAAUCAAACAGCAUAUAAUUUUUAUGAAAUAAAUAAAUAUUGUUUAACAGCAGGUCCCAUUCAACAGGAUUUUAUUGUGAGUAAAGUUGCUUAGGAGUGUGGUCUUAAAUAGGAAGAUAAGAAACUAAUGGAGCAGAAUUCAUUAAUUUAAAGAGUGUCCAGUUUACAACCUAAGGUUACAUUUUCACUAAAUGUGCCUGCUGGUUUGCAUUAGUUAGUGAUAUUGAAAGGUCUGUAUUAUUGUCAGCAAGCUAUUGAAAAUGUGUUUCCAUUGCAUACUGCAAUUAAAUAUGAUCCAAUUGUCCCUAUCUUCAAAGUUCCAUCCCUAUUUUUUGCAACCUCUCCUUCAUAAACCCCUAUACUAGCUUUUGAGGAGAUUUGGAAGGUGGUUUUUGAAAAUAGUGACAAAUCGUUCCUGUUAAAAAAUUGUAGAGACUAAGUUGUGUGUGCUCCAAUUGUGUGCAGUGCUAAAAUACAAGGUUUUAUGGGACCACAAAGUGUUGGGUUUUUUUCAUUUAAAAAAAGCAGAAGAUCUCUGUCAUACUAAAUGUUCCCAGUUGAGAGGGAUGUUGGUACAUUUAGUUUCUGGUUUAAACUCAGUUGUAUGCUGGAUUAUCUUCCAAGGUUCAGUAUGCACAAACAUUCUCAAUUAAUUUUUACUAGAUGAAAUACUUAGUAAACAAAAAUGCUCAAUUCAUGGUGGUUGGUUGGUUGCUUUUAAAGCAUCUGCAAACUGCUAACAAGGUGUCAGGGAUAAUUUUAUGUUAAAAGAAGAGUUCUCUUUGGCCACUAUUAACUCAGCACUCUAGUGUGCAUCCUAUGGGCUGUGGAAAAUAAUCUUUUGGAUAUGAGGCCAAACUUAGCCUUGUUCAGAUUUUAACAAUAUGCCCUCAGUACUUCAAAAUGUCUUUUACUUAAAAAUUCAAAAAUUUGAAUUUGUGCAGAGGAGAUAGCUGAAGACAUUCCACAUUAUCUGAAAUAAUACAGUAAUAUAUAUCAUGUAUAGAACAGAUUCCUUCUUCAACUUUCAGACACUGAGAAUAUCAGUCACAUUAUCAGAAAAAAAUAAUUAUGUUCUUACUAUUAUCCAAUGAACUGUAUUAAACACCAAUGAAAGCUAACCUUCAAGCAUGUGAACCACAUUUCCAUGUUGAGAAACACUUCAUUUUUGUUGCUUCAUGUUAACAAGAGCCAACAUGUGAAAUAUGAUUGUGUUUCAUUGUUCCUUUUUUAAACAGCAGCCAUAGGAAAGCAGUAAGGAUUGGGACCAUUGUAUGUAGGAAUGUUUUAUGCUGCAGGCCUAAUGAAAAUCCCCUCCAGCCCCACGGAGCUUAUGGGGCUUUUCUCCUGCUGCAGGCAGUAUCCCUCUGGGGAGCAACUGUUGUCAGGCCAAAGCAAAUGUGGAAGUGUUAACCCCCCCCUUCCUUAUUAACCAUGGUUCUGAGCCCCCCACAGCUGCCACUUAAGUAAAUAAGAGACAUAUGUGAGAAAUGCGAUGGCCAUUUCAGCUCCCAUUUAGCUGGACUAUCUAUCCUCUGAGCGUCUACUAUACAUACUCUGAAGGUUGGCUAUCAACAAAUUCCAGCAUAACUCUCUUUUAUGCAGUAUGGCCUCUUGGCUGCUUUGUUUUAUUGAUCAGGGUUACCUGUGAUUUUGUUUUGCUAACAAAACUAACUAAUAAACAUAUUGCAUAAGUUAUAGCCCUGGCUUUAACUUUUUUCAAAAGUGUAAAAAGAAGUCAUGAGAGUGGCUACAGUUGCCAUUCCUUGGGUUUGUCCCCUCUCCUCCGCCCCAUGUUAUGGCUCGGAGAGAGGGGGUGAAUCCUGUCCCGCGGGCGCAAGUAUGAAGCUGCAAACACCUAAGGAAGCGCAUGAUGCGCAGCGCAGCCGAGGCUUCUUUGGAAAGGCUGGAAAGACACCCGAGAACAAUGUUGUGCUGGUACAUCCUUAGCCAACAGGAGGCACAGGCCUUUUUUGUGUUUUUCAGUCCAUGUUGGGGGACACUGUUCUAGGAAAAAUGACAACUGCAAACAGAAGAGCUUUUAGCAAUAUCAAGUGCUGGACCCACAGGCUGCUCUUAUGCUGGGGCCAUGAGACUCCGUGUUGGCAAGUAUACAAAACCAUCCCUGAUGUUCUUUGGGGGGAGGUGGAGACUCAGGUGUGCCGCUUGGAGUUGCUGCACAGCCGUCUCCUGCGAAGGCAACACACUUUGGCUUCCUGGUCCGGAUCCAAGACCCAAAAGUUGUUGUUGUUUAGUCGUUUAGUCGUGUCCGACUCUUCGUGACCCCAUGGACCAGAGCACGCCAGGCACUCCUGUCUUCCACUGCCUCCCGCAGUUUGGUCAAACUCAUGCUGGUAGCUUCGAGAACACUGUCCCACCAUCUUGUCCUCUGUCGUCCCCUUCUCCUUGUGCCCUCCAUCUUUCCCAAGGUGGCCAAUGUCUUGGAGCCUCAGCUUCAGGAUCUGUCCUUCCAGUGAGCACUCAGGGCUGAUUUCCUUCAGAAUGGAGAGGUUUGAUCUUCUUGCAGUCCAUGGGACUCUCAAGAGUCUCCUCCAGCACCAUAAUUCAAAAGCAUCAAUUCUUUGGCGAUCAGCCUUCUUUAUGGUCCAGCUCUCACUUCCAUACAUCACUACUGGGAAAACCAUGGCUUUAACUAUGCGGACCUUUGUUGGUAAGGUGAUGUAUCUGCUUUUUAAGAUGCUGUCUCGGUUUGUCAUCGCUUUUCUCCCAAGAAGUAGGCGUCUUUUAAUUUCGUGACUGCUGUCACCAUCUGGAGUGAUCAUGGAGCCCCAAAGUAGGCAUCCCCAAAGGCAGCCCUCCAGGUGUUUGGGGACUGUCUGCAGUUCCCAUCAUCCCUGACCACUGUUAGCUAGGGAUGAUGGGAGUUGUAGUCCCAAAACGUCUGGCGAGCCGAGUUUGGGGGUGCCUGUCCAAAAGGGAUCCCGACGGGUAGCUGGGCGAGAGAGAGAGAGAGAGCGAGAUCCGCUCCACGUCUUUCUGUUUGCCUCUCCCGCCACAUUUGGCUGCUAGAGAUAGUAUCCCCCUGGUUGCGGACUCGACUCCGGGUUUUGCACGCGCUCCUCACCUGCCUUUCUCCGGGGCGGGGGGGCGGCGAUUGGCUGCAGCCCGAGAGGCAGCCGGCAUCCCCGCCGCCCACAAAAGGAGACGCGGAGGAGCCCGAGGCGGCGGCGGCGGCGGAGAGGCGAGGCGAGGCGAGGCCGGGACAGGUAACUGCCGGGGGGCCUCCGGUUUCUCAGGUGCUCGUUUUCCCGGGCGGAAAGGUCAGUCCUGGGGCUGUGGCUGGAGUUGCCUUUUUCACAGCUUCUCCCAGUGAAUCUCCAUUCCCAAAGGCUGCCUCAGUCAGUCAGCAAAAAAAAAAGGAGCCGACUGGGACAUUAGACUGAUAAAUUUGUUAUUGCAUGAGCUGCCAAAUAAUUCUGUUUUAUGUCAAUAAAUGACGCUGAUUCAUACAAGCAACAGCGGUAUCGGCGGCGUAUCUGAUCUUUCCUUAAGGUGCAUUACCUCCCGUUGAGUUUUUAAUUUUUUGGACCCCAGUCUGUGAUCCCUCAUGUUGGCAAGAAACAAAAGGAGCCCGUGGGUGCUGCUCCUCGCCAGCAAGCCUGUCGCCUUCCCCUGUUUAUUUAUUUAUUGUUUGUGUGUGUGAAGGUUCUAUAAGAACUUGACAAACACUGGCUAGUUUUGUGAUCGCAAAAUGGUGGGUUAUCCUAUUUUUAUUGGAUAUUCCGUUAGGCCUUAAAGAGGAUUUAAUGGCACAUACAAUGAAAGAUAAAGAGAAAAUAGGAAAAGCUCCUCAACUAAGAAAUGUGAAAGAAAGGAGUCAGAGCUGCCAAGAGAAUAUCUAGCUGAGAUAACAGAAAGUAAAAGUCUGGGCGUUUUUAGAUCCAGGUUUAACAAAUUACAGCCUAGCUUUUGUUGUUGUUCAUUUGCUUAGAAAACAUUGCAAACUCAGUUUAUGAAAAAACACAGAACAAAAAUAGACCCAGGUACAAAGGGAUGAAAACAGUAUUCUAAGUCACAAGCCUUUUGAAAUUGACUCAAAGUCUGUUUUGAGUAGUUGAGGACAUUUUUACUUGACGUUUCAAUUGGUUUGUAUUAUAAAUGAAAAGCAAAAUGUUUAAUUCUGUUAUGGAAUGAUUGCUGCAAGAUGUAGUGUCGCUCGGAUGGUACAAAAAUGGUUAAGCAAAUCCAUGGAAGAGAACUCUGGCAAUAGAUGUGAGCAAUGACAGGCCAAAACUGAGCCUCCCUCAUCAGAGGCAGUUUACCUCUGACUGUGAGUGCUGAGGCAAGCAAGGCAUGGGGAUGGCAUCCUUGGUGUGCUUGCAAGCUUUCUAGCGACAGCUGGUUGACCAUCUUUGAAGACAGAAGACGGGACUCGUUGGAGCCCUCUUCUGAUACUGCAUGGGUAGGUUGUCCCCUUGAGUAGCCAACACAGGCACUGUGUGUGGUUUUGCUUUAACAAGCGAUUGCGUUAUAGGGCUAUUAUCUGUCCCUAUUAUCUGCUGAGUCAUUUUGCUGCAUCUUGUUUUCCCCUCAUUUUAAUUUGGCAGGCAUCAAACAAUUUGGCAGUCUUAAUGGUUUGGGAUCUUGUGGGUUCCAUUUCCAUUCUCAAUCUUUCAAGGAACCAAAUGAAAUUACUCAAUUAAAAUGGUUGUGCUUGCCUGUCAUUGGAAAUCUUUGUUCUGCAUCACUAUUAUUAUUUAAUUUACACUUUGUUUCCAUGCCAAAAUGGCUUCUAAGCAUUUUGUAACUGUGAAAUCCACACGCUGUGGAAAUAUGCAGCAAAACAGUUACAUUUAAAACAUCCUAAUUAAAAUAUGCAAUAAAAGAAGCUAGUUAAAAACCAUAGCAAUUAAAACAGUUUAAAGCCAGGGCUUUUUUCAGCUGAAACUCCAGCAUCUCUCCAUUGGGCGCCAUUGCCAUUCUGAGAGAAUGAGGGCAGAGUUCCUGGAGAGCUCCAGCACCUCUUUUUCUAGAAAAAUAGCAGCACUUUUUAAAGUGAUUUAAACAACGAUGCCAAGAGGCCACGUUCAGGGGGAUGUUUGCAUUGCUGGCAGAAGAGAACCCCAAUACAGACGAAGCACCACCUAUUUCAAAGGCAUCACAUAUUGCCUUCAGUUUGAAAUCCAGCCUCCGUGUUGCUACAUGCUGGUAAACAUCAGGCCAUCACAAAACAAACCAGGUUCCUUUGCUGAUCUUAAUGCCCUGCCUGGGCAAGGGAGGUGAAGAGGGUUUUUCAGGACCCCAGAGUCAUUUAGAGCUUUGUCUGUCAGUGGCUGAACUUUAUAACUGGCUCUGUGCUUAACAGGCACCCAGUGCAGAUCUCUCAGCACUGCAAUGAUAUGUGCUGGAUGGAGGGUUGCCCCCCAUCCCUAGAAAACUGGGAUCACCCUUUUUUGGGAGAAAAGUGUAUCCUGUCCUGUUUUGACUUCACCUAUUUGUGCUCCUCUUCCUCAUCGUCCAAACUGCAGAGGCAGAAAGUGGGUCUGGUUGGACACGGAGAGCAAGAUCUUGAGCAGGAGGUUGUGCUGGCAGAGGCAGGGUCCAUGUGGAGGAGAGCUGUGAGUCAGAGUGACAGUUGUUAUGCACAGGGGGGGGGGGUUGGCCAGGGGGAGGAGUUUGAGGGAAGGGGCCAGGUUGGGUCAGACUCAGAGAGGGAGAGACGGGGUUUGCAUGGUCCUGGUGGAAUGCAAACUGUACAUGGUAAAUACAAUAUUUUCUUAUAGUUGUAAAUCAUAGAGUUUUUGUCGUUUUUUUCAUUGAAUAAGCCACUGUAAACCCCAUGUGCCAUUGUAAUGGAUUGCUUUGAAAUCAUUCUGCACCAUUUCUGCACCAGGUAAAUUUUAGCCCCACAAUUCCCCCCCCCAACCUGCACCAUCAUUAUUUCCAGAGCUUUAUUUACCCAUGAAGCAGGCUGUAUAUUUAGGAUUCCUGCUCUUGUAAUUUUUCAUGUGGUAACACACAUAAUGCAGUUCCAGUUGGAGUGCUCAAACUGAUUUGAAAUGUCAAGAAUCUUCUAAGUAUCAAACUGGGUGCAUUUCACCUUCAUUAUUCCCUGCUAUAUCAUUUCUCUCACCAUAAGCUUACGCCAAAUAUCACUAAGAUCAGCUGAAAAACAUGUUUGCAGGCAUUUAGCCAAGUAUCUUCCACUUUUCUAAAGACCAGCAAACCAUUAAUAGUGUAAUUGUACAGGGUGUCUCAUAAAGAUACAGGGGAACAGCUCCAGGCAAACAGAGUCUGUGUGGAGAGAGAGUAGUUUCAAAUUUGCAAGAAGAUAAGCCUUGCUGAACAUGCACAUGACACUAUAUAGUCAUACCUUGGUUCUCGAACGAAUCUGUUUUGGAAGUCCAUUCAGCUUUCGAAAACCAAGGUGCAGCUUCCAGUUGGCUGCAUGAGCUUCCUGCACUCAAUCAGAAGCUGCGUUGGACGUUCGGCUUCCAAAAAAUGUUCACAAACCGGAACACUCACUUCCAGGUUUGUGGCAUUCGGGAGCCAAAAUGUUUGAGACCAAGGUAUGACUGUAGAACUAUUUGGAUGUAUCAUUAUUUGUUUUUGUAUUUGUUUUUGGAGCAAGUUCUGUUAGUAAAGCUUUUGAAUCAUGUUUAUGGGUAUGGACAAUUUUUAUUCCAGUUGCUUAUUCAUCAGGCUGUACAAUAUUAAUAUCUGCAAAACAAAUUGCAUUGCUUUUGUGGCAAAGAUGUUAGAGCACAUAAUCAUGCACUGAAGAUAGCAAAGAAGGUCUACUUUGCUGCCUUCAUUGUAUCUUCAAGUAGUUGGGCAGCAGACCUAUUCUAAGUGGUAUGAUGCUUCCUAACAUGUUACCUGCUGAAUGGGAUGUUGCAGCUCCCAGAAGUCUACUGUGACAGCGGAUAAAAUCAUGCACCUCCGCAACAACUUUGAUGCUAUUGUUGUGACAGGUCCUGAGGAAGUGUGCAGUGUGCCGUAGACUUGCAUACCUCAGGAAAAUUCCUGACAUGUCCUUGUUUUGGGGUGUAAAAAUGGCAUCGGGGGGAAUUUUGCAGGUGUCAGGAUAUUUUUUUUAAAUAUGGCAACCCUAGUGUCCCGUCUAGUCUGGUUUCGUAAGAUCAGUUUCAGCCUCUGAGUCCUCAGGAUGUGGAUAAGGUGCUUGCAGCAGUUUAGGAGGCCACAUGCCCUCUUAAUCCUUGCAUGUCGUAAAAAAAUUGAGCUAGCUAGGGAUGGGACUGACCAGCAGGGUCCAGGGUUUGGUGAGCACAUAACUGCAUGAACAGGUGGUAGCACAACUGCUCCUUAUGGAACAACAUCACUGGUCCCAGAGAUACAUGGCAAUUAUUUCCUGGACAGAAAUGAGCGCUUCCUAAGCAAGGUGUUUCAGGUGGUAGAAGCCAGUUUAUGGUUUAGAUGCACCCGGUGUUUCUGCUGUCCCAGUGAAUGAACCACUUUUGUUCUGAGGAGCUGAAGCUCAAACAUGGAUGCUGCAUUGUUACUUUUCAGUGCCUCCAAUUUAAACUUGUCCAAUUCAGCACAAAAAUGACCGUGGUGAGGUUCCAUUUUAUUUAUUUUGCACAGUCAAGGAGAACAUGAAGCUGGAUUCCCUGUUACAGCCAAAAUGUCACAUUUGAUGUUGAUGUUGAAAUGUUAAUCCAUGUUCUGCUAGAGUGCAGGUCCAGACUACCAACUGUGUUAACAGAGACAACUUGGUGCUGGAAAAGAACAGAAACGUGUUUGAAACGCAUGAUGCUCAAGAGCUAUAUGCAGAAAUAUGGGCUGUUAAUUUUCAGGAACAAUAUAUUUGUAUAGAAUUCUUUAGUAAGCUAAAUGUGUGUGCUGACUUCUUUUUCCUUACUUUUUUCCUAGCCCUGGCCAUCCCAAUUUCAGUGCUGAGUGUGAAUCAGCCAUUCAUGGACACUUUCAGCUGGGUUUUGCCAGCUCUCUUGUCAUUACGUUGUAUUACUAAUAAUAGUUGGCAUUUAUGUUUAGAGUGUCUGAAGCACAUUCUGUGCAUCAUUUCAGUAAUCUUCACAUGCUGCCAGCAGCCUUAAUUCCUGCAUUUCUCCUUUUAAAAGCCUUCACUUUUCUGUAUUGUAUAGGUUUUCUAUAUCCAGCUCUGAACCCAAUAAUUUUUCUUCUUCUAGUCUAUCAGAAGAAACUCUUGCCAUUAAUUAUUAGUGUCAGUCUGAACUGGUAACCUUUUGCCUUGACAUGCUUUAAACAUUUGUCUUGGUUCAGCUCCAAACCUACUAGGUACCUCCAUUGGUGCAAGAUUUGGAUGAGGUCGCUGGGCCUCUUCUGCUUCCCAAAGGCAUAAAUGGCUCCAGCUGCAAAUGGGGCAGAAUGAAUUGGCAGAAAUAUCCAAUGGAGUCUGUUGGAUGAACUAUUGGAUUUCAACCUUGUGGAUGCAGCUGACAUAGAAACAUAGAAUUGUAGAGUUGGAAGAUACCCUGCGAAUCAUCUCGUCCAACCCCCUGCAGUAGAGGAAUAGGCAGCUGUGAGGAUUGAACCUGCAACCUUGGUGUUAUCAGCACCAAGUUGCUAUCCAGGCUUCAUGUCCCUUUUUGCUCUCUUAGUCCUGAACUUUAUGGGAGCAUUUCUUCCUGAAAGCUGAAUGUAUAUAUAUAUUGCUCAGUUCUAAAUGAGCAUCUGUCUAGUUUUAAUUGCAAAUGGCGGGGGGGGGGGGUAGGUGCAAAAUUGUUUUUAUUUGAAUGCCUGCCUUCCUAAUUCCAUUUUUAAUGAGAAAUCCCAUUAGCACAUUUAUCUUAAGAGGAAAAUGAGAAAAAGUGGAAUUCUAGUUGGUUUGUCCAAUUCUGUAACUGUCACCAGCACAAUCUAUCAGCCUUUGCUUUUGCAUCUUGUAAAUUAUAGCUGUUUACUGAGGCUUGGAACAAGUAAAUGAUUAGGAAGUCAUUUGCAGGUUUUAAGUGUUCUAUGGAUGAUAAAGCAUUGUAAUAAAGGCAGACACAGCAACAGCCUACUUUAAAGAUUAGAGUCCCCAUUCUUACCAUGGGCGUAACCAGGGGGUGGGGGGGGCAAUGUUCCCCCUAAACCAAAUAAAUAAAUAAAAAUACUUAACUAACUGCCCAAUUGCGAAACAAAUUCCUUCCAGUAGCACCUUAGAGACCAACUAAGUCUGUUAUUGGUAUGAGCUUUCGUGUGCAGGCACACUUCUUCAGAUACCUGAAUGCACACGAGAGCUCAUACCAAUAACAAACUUAGUUGGUCUCUAAUGUGCUACUGGAAGGAAUUUUUUUAUUUUGUUUCGACUAUGGCAGACCAACAUGACUACCUGCCUGCCCAACUGCGUCGCAGAUAACUUGGUUCUGCCCACCCCCCAAAUAAAGCCUGGCUAUGCCCAUGAUUCUUUCUUUAUAGUUUCUCAAUUUUCAAUAGGAGAAGACACACACACACACACACACACACACACACACACACACAUAUCCCCGGAGAAUGCCUUUGCUACAAACAUAGGUGAAGAAGUGCUGGAAGUGGUUUGAAGGUGUCUGUCUUGACCUAGGUUUAUAUUCCCAUUGCAGCUCAAGAGAGUUGAGGGGACUACAGUUCUAUUACGUUUCCAGCAGAUCAGGGAAAGGCCAGUCUGUUGACUUGUGCCCAUAACACCACAUUUCCUCCCCACUCAAUCCCCAGUGUUUCUUCGCAGUUCUUUUUUUUAAAAAAAAAUUAAAAACCCUGUAAAUUGCUGUUUGGGUUCGGACACAGGUUGAUUUGUCUAGUGCAGGAUAAAUGUAAGUGCUGCUUUUAAAAAAAGCAGAGCGCCUGGCUGAAGCGGGAGGGUUGGCAGGAAUGAGAGCUGUUUCAACACGUGUGUAAAGGCAGGUUGCAAAAGGGAGUUCACCGCAUGGGUGACUAUUAUUGUGACUAUUUCAGCACUCCAAGAAAACGAAAGUCCCCAGGACUGAGGGGGCCAGGUACAAGAGCUUUUAGGGACAGAUUGGUUUUCAGCCCAUGAACCUAUGCUGGCAUCAUAAGUUCAGUUUAAGAACUUCAGCCCAAGGGAAGUGAUGGGUAGAAGCAGCAGCUCAUAUGGUGUAUAUACCAUACCCUCCAACAUUCCUCAGAUGAAAAUAGGGACAUUUCUAACUCCCUCCCCCCAACUGAUCCCCCUUUUUGUCCUUCCACCACAGCACUCACCCACUUCACCAUCCUGAGAAAACCCCUUUAUCCUGAUGUUAUUUUAUUCUUUGGUGGAUUUACAAACAGAAAAGCGCACAUCAAUAAAUAAAUAUUAGAAAAGGGCAAGAUUAGAGGCAAGUGCACAAAGACUCUUUGUGCUCUGCUCUGCCUUUCUCCCCACCAGGGCAGCCCUGCCCUCCUCCGGCCCCUCGGCAGCGGCAGCCUGUCCUUCUCACCUGAUGGCCAGCAGCUGCUAGGAGCUGCCCAAGGGAGGAGGCCGCCAGCAGCCAUGGAGAGGCAAUGGGACACUCCCUCGCUGCUGCCCAGGACAAGCACCGGCUCAUCCUUCUCUCUGAGCUCAGUGGUGGCAGCAGUGGUGGGGAAAAUAGAAGCCCGAUGGCUUUCGUUAUUAUGAGACUGUCCCUGGGAAAUCAGGGCAUUUGGAGGGUAUGAUAGACUACUUACAAAGUGCCGUGUGCCUAACUUUCUGAAAGUGGAGAUUAAAAGCACGGAGCAGGAUCAUGCUGCUGGUUCCUUCUUCAGUGAACUCUGUUGAAAAGCCUUUCCUUUCCUCUGUCCUCCAGAACUUGGAAAAAUUGACCAAGAGAUCCGAAAAUACAAUACCCCGGGAUUCUCUGGCUGCCUGUCCAGAGUCCAGUUCAACCAGAUUGCCCCACUCAAGGCUGCCUUGAGAGCCACAAACAUCUCCUCUCGCAUCCACACAGAAGGAGAACUUGUGGAAUCCAACUGUGGUGCGAACCCACAAACCAUCCAACCAAUGUCUUCUGCAACGGAUCCGUGGCAUUCCGAUUCAGGUAAGUCGAGACUGGAUGAGAAAAUCCUGAAAUCGACCCCUGAAGCUGCUUCCAGAAUGUAUGGUUAGAAUAUAACUCACCAUCUGUUAUGAUGGUGAGAUUAGAAUAAUAGUGAACAUUCUCUCUCUCUCUCUCUCACUCUCUCACUCUCUCUCUCUCUCUCUCACACACACACACACACAAUUGCUUCUAAACUGAUGGCUUGAGUAUCCAUUAUAGUUUAUUCUUUCAUUGCUGCUAUAAGUUUAUGACUACUGCAUUUAUCUUAAAGACACUAACCUCCAGUGUGAAGCAGUGGCAGAUUGACCUGUGGAUUGUCUUGCAUGUAAUUGUUGUUUUACUGGUGCUUCUAAUUUUGGUAAAUGCGAUGAAAUCAAGUUCAGAAAAUUGGCAUAGAUUUUUCUUUCUUGGCGCUGAUAAUGAUAGUACUUUUUACCAGAACAAUCCUUGGAAAUGAUGAAAAGUGGAAGAUCAGUUUUCAGCCAGAUCCACUGCUAGAGUUAGGGUCAAUCUGAAUAUUACGAGGGACUCCCCCCCCCCCUGCCAACAGUCCCUUAGAGAGCUGCUGCAAGGGCAGAGAGGCACCACUGGCACAGAAGAAACCUGGAGGCUUCUUAAGGUCAGCUAAGGAAGCCCUUUGAGGAGGUUGUUGCCCCCAGGCAAGCUCAGAUCCCCACAGGGCCGUCUUAAGCAUAUCCGGUGCUGUGGUGCAUAGCUACCUCCGCUGCCCCCUGCCCCCCCCAUUUCCCAGAGAUUUUUAGUGAGGACAGCGCUGCUGGUGGGGCAGGAGGAAGCGGGCAGCGGCUGGACGCGGCACCUCCCAGCUUGGCUGGCUGCUUUGUGCCACGGUGGCCACGGCAGAUGGAGGCUCCGGGUGCGACACUGCUCUGGCGCGGUACGGCAGGCGAGAGCGGUGAGCUGAUGCCGGGAGACCCCGCGUCCAGCCUCCGCCUCUUACCUGGCGCUCUCCAGAACUUGGCGCCCUGGUGCCCUGAGCCACUAGCCUCUAUGGGUAAGGCGCCCCUGGAUCCCCACCCCAAAUUCCCUGUUAUCUCAGGGCUGAAGCCUCACAUUUCCAGAGAUAACAUCUAUUUUGACCUUAUAAAUACGGCUUCUGUGACCAUGUUCAUAUUCUGCUGCAGUUCCAAAUGGUUAUCUCAAAGCAUGAUAUUGUUUUGUAAUUGCCCCCCUUUCCCGCUGGCUCUGGUGACUUUUCAUGCCGGCGAUGGAGCGGCAGGACUCAGCCAGUCCCUCUUCCUUUCCAAAGAUGUAGGAAGGGCCAAGCAGCCUCUGUCUUCCCUUCAGAACCCCAGCUGCGUCCUGUGUUUAGGUAGAGGAGGCAAAGGAAUCAUGAGUUAAAAUAAUAAUUGGUUUUACAUGUAGAUUUUAAUUGUCAUCAAAUUCAAAACCAUCAGGAAAUCGCAUACAAGCACACAAUUGUUUUUGUUGUUUAUGGAGUAGAAAACACAGAGAUUUCAAAGACACACCAAUGCAAAAUUUCCCAUAGCUGUUCUUAAAAUAACUAUACUUUUUUAAAAAAAAAACAAAUUUAUCCUAUCCUUAACUUCUUCGUCUGCCUUUUUUCGUGUAGGAAUACAUUAUACAAACUUGAGUGAAAGACACACUGCACCAAGAAAUAAAAAAAGAAAGAUUGCUAAAUAUGUAGAGAGCAAAAAUAACUGAUUCUGCUUUCCACAUAGAUAGCAACCUCACUGCAGCCUCUUCAGCCAUGGUUUAAGCAACCAGCACAUACGGACUAUUAGAGGUUUCAGUUUCCAAAGGAGUAGCUGCAUUUGUUGUUUUCUCAAGUGCAAAAAUUGAACAAUGUUCAGGUGAAGUGGCUUAGAGAGAAGACUUAUUUUAUUACUAGGCUGUCUGCCUGUAUGCUUUUUAUUAUGUUUUCACCAUUGAUUAUCUAUAAUGUGUUUUUAAUGUUACACACCAUUCUGGGAUCUUUUGAUAAAGCGGCAUAUAAGUGAAAUAAAUAAAUAUAAAAAAUAAAUAGCUCCGCUUCUAGCCUAGCGUUGCCUAAUCUGACUGGCAGUAUCCCUCCAACGUCUCAGGCAGACAUCUUCCACCUGAACAUUUUCGCUGGAGAUGUUGGCAAUUGAAUCAGUGACAUUCUGUAGGCCACUGAACUGUGGUCCUUUCCCACAAUACUUGGCGUUACAGUUAAUUUAGUACAUACCUGAGGAAGCAUAUAUUUCCUUAUGAACUGCAUGUGUGUGAGAGGGGGGGCGGUUCUGCCGCAGAACAAGGUAAAGGCACUUGCUGGAGGGGGGGAAUAGAUCGUCGUCGUCAUGAUCAUCAUCUUAGGUUUUUUUAAAAAAAAUGCAGCCAUAAUAAUGUGCUGCAAAAGACACAUGUGGUAGAAGGAGCUUCUUAGCUUUUCCUCCUCAUGGUUUUCCUCAUGUGUGACAGCCCUGCCCCUUCCUCCACAUGAGUCUUCUGCUGCAAGAAACCAAGCAGCACAUCCAGUUUGGGCCCAGUUAUUUCAUAAGCCCAACGGCACUUUCCUCCAUUGUCUCCAGAGACAGACAGAUGCCAGCCACAACCAUGUUCUGUGCUAAACUGUCCUGAAUGUUGGCUGCCCUGGGUAGAAAUAAUUAGAUACCAGAGAAUUAAGGUGGAACACAUCCAUGGAUCCUAUUUAUUUAUUUAUUUAUUUCACUAGUAUUUCAUUUGCUCUCUGGAUAGUUUAUGUAAUUUAUAAAACUCAAAAUAAAAUUUCAAUAAAAGUUAAAGCCAAGAUGCAUAACAGCCACAAACAGCUGUGAACACCAACUGCCCUACUAAAAUGAGCAUAAUGCACAAUAGUGCAUGCUGUGCACACAGAAAACCUUCAGGCCAAUUCCCGAAAUCGUUCCUGGGUGUUGCUGCCAGCCAGCAAAGCACAUGGAUGGACCCAGGGGUCUCCUUUGGGAUAAGGCAGUUUUCUACAUUCCUCCUUCAUAUGCCAUCCAGUAUAGCAUAAGCGCAUAUGUGCUGAAAAGUUUACAAUAGCUCCAUUUAAUUAAUUGCUUUAAAAGCAAGAGUUGAAUCAGCUUAAAAUUAUUUAAUGAGUGGUUGGCCCCAAUUUCUUUUCAUCUGGCGCAGCUUUAGCAGCUCUGUUCUUUGGAUCCCAAAUGACUUAAUGAUGGUGCUUGAAUUUCCCAUAAAUCUUCCCUAAUGGAAAGGAGAGGGAAAGAGAGCUUCAAUCUUGCCUGGUUCUUGGAUGCAACACACCCUUUCUCCUCCUGCCCAACUUAAUGGCAAUAUAUACUCCACCCAGACACUUCAUCAGAAGCUGCAGACAGUUGAGGCUCAGCUGCCAGCCAAAGCCAUAAAUUCUAGCAGCUCUCCCUAAGAGACCCGGGCACUUCAAGCUGCUCUGCGCAGCCCUGAGCAGAAUUUUAAUGCCAUGGAGCAGCAGGAAGAUGGGGAGAAGCAAAGGCAGGCGCAGCUCUCCCAUGGAAAGGAUCGUUCCUAGAAAUUCUGCCUGUGUGGAGAAGGCAGAGUAAUAGCUGUUUCCUUGGUGCUUCUCUGAGUCUCCCUUGCCCUCUCUCACACACGCUAUAACGGGGGCGGGGGGGGGGGCGAACAGCCACUUUCUCUAACUGCUGUUUCAAGCCUUCUGAAAUUGAGCUAAUUUGGUCCUCUGGAAAUCUGGGUAUAUUUAAAAUAAAUACAAGCAAUAUAUAAAUAUAUGUGCCUGAAGAGAGAUUAGUAGAGAGAGUUAGUAUUCUGCCACUGAAUUCACUGGGACAUACCCUCCAACAUUUCUCAGACGAAUAUAGGGACAUCCCAUUUCAUAAUGAUAAUUUUACUACUUAUACCCCACACCUCUUACUGGGUUGCACCAGCCACUCUGGACAGCUUCCAACAUUUAUAAAAACAUGAAACAUUAAAAAAACUUCCCUAUACAGAGCUGCCUUCAGAUGGUUUAGGGGGUUGGAUAACUCCAUCCCCUCCAAUGUUUCUCCAAUGAAAAAUAGGGACAUCCUAAGGAAAAGAAGGACAUUCUGAGAUCAAAUCAAAAAGCGGGAUGGCUUCUCUAAAUCAGGGACAUCCCUGGAAAAUAGGGACACUUGGAGGGUCUGCUGGCAGGGAUUUUAAAUCUGGCACCAAGUACAAGUCCCACUAGGAUUUGUUCCAUUUGAGAAGUCUGCAGUGCAGCUGAACCACAAGCGGGACUUGCUUUCAGCCUUGACUGCAAGCCCUGCUGGGAUUGACUGCACUUGGGAGAGAUUGCAAGAGAAACUCCUGAAUGCAGCUAAUCCCUGCUGAAAGCAGCACAAAAUUUAUCUUUUGCAACCAUGCCUUGCAAAAGAAUCUUCCUUUGCAGUCCUAGUUUGUUUUUAUUAUUAAAGCUGGAGUUAGAAAGAAACAAGGGGACUGUGAUCACCCUAUAUCAUAUGACUUCCCUGUCCAUUUGUCAAAAUGGCCCAUGGAAGGUGAUCCAGCUCCCCACACCAAAUGUGCACCCUAGAAGUACAGCUAUCAGGUAGACAGCAUUGGGUGCAACUUACUCCCUGCUGACAUACACUUGAUGGGCAACCUGGAUUUGCCCUGCACUGUGUGUGCAACGGCCCUCCAUGGACUGCCUUUCUGCACAGCUCACUCCUUCAUGAAGAGACCAUGUGUGUAAACUGCAGCUGUGAUCAGUGAAAGAAGGAAGCUGAUGCCCACUUUCAUAUAUCUUACAUGAAGCACUCAUCUAGAAGGCCUGUCAUUGGAAACUGAUUCAUGUGCACAAUUUUCCCAUAAAAGCAUUUUCCUGCCACCAAAGCAGGCAAUCCUUUGGGCCCAUUACUGGUGACUGUAUAUCUUUGUGUUCGAGUUUGGUGAGUAUUCAGCUUUACAGUUCCUUGGAGAGCACUGCCAUAUUUCAUAUUCUGCAUUAAUUGUGGAGGGCUUGCUCUUCUCUCCUUAACAGGUGAAUUGUAAGCUCUGCUCAUAAAACUCUAUUGGAGGCAAUAACUUAAGCAAGCAUAACCAGUAUAUCAGCCAUCCUUCUCUGUGGUCAAGCUAGGCAAGCAGCAAGGUUGUGAAAUACAAUACCAGAAGGGGAAAGGGGGUGUGCUAUAUGAACAAUGUGCUCUAUAUCACUUUGAAAAUUUGAUGUACGACAUUGUUGGCUAUGCACGAACAUCUACUGCAUUGUGACUUCCAGGGCAGAAGCUGUGGCUGACCAGGGCCCCUUACUGAUAUCCCCUGCCUCCAUUCAUUUGUCACGUUUCAGGAAAGUAAAGUUAUGGUCCAUUCACUUCCAGAGAUGAAAAGGGAAACAGACAGCCAAUAUUCCACCCAGUUGCUCUGCAAGAAGUAAAUCUGUUCUUGUCUUCCAGAGGGUUGGCCAGUUAAUGUUCAGCCACUGGGAGGACUGACAAGCACUUAGCUCUCAAAAAUAAAAAUAAAAUAACCUCAGUUCAGAACCUAAACUUUAAAAAAUAUGUUACUUGAUGUCAUACUGGCUUUAAGACCCAAGACUACCUGGAGCACUCACUUCAGAACUACAAGAUCCUGACUUAAAUCGGUUUGCACUUUGCUUUGUCUGAGGGUGACAGUUUGUUCAUGGCCAACAGUUUGCCCUGAGUCCGCUACCUUCUUGGCUGGUUGGUGCUACUGGUGGUCACGAGAGCCAGGCUCCGAGGAGACGGUGUCAGGCCACCACCAUUGGGAGUUGCUGACAUGUGGGGUGCAUGAGAGCAAAACACAGCUGGAGUGUAUGGAUUUUGAGUUUACAUAGUGAUGUGUGUGUCCAGAUGGGGACUUACAUGACCUGCAAAUUUCAAAAAUUAGUGAAACUGAGGGUUCAAUCAUAACACCUGGUGUUGGUGCCAGGGGGUGAGAUUAGGAUGGCACACAGGCCCCUCUCUGCCUAUGGAAAAGGGGCAUAGCCUCUGAGGCAGCAGGACCUCAGAUGUGACAGAGGACCCAGCACUCCAUCCUCUCCGCAAAGCUCCUUCUAGGAUUCCUCUAUAAAGACAUGGUAAAAUGCAAUCUGAACAGGAGUUGAAGCAUGUAUGGAAAAUAAUUGUGGAAAUUGGCAUACCAUAGAUAAAAAGGAGACCCAGUUUGGCAUAGUAGGAGAACUGGGUUCAUAUUUUUCCUGCCUGUUGCAAGUAUCCUGAGCUAGGGAGAUCCAGGAGCUGGGCUGAGCAGGGACAGCCAAGCAAUUAGCCAGGAAGCUGUUGACAGUUAAGAAGGUGGCUGCCAGUGUGCAGUAUGCAUGUCUAGAAGGCAAGUCUGAUAACGGAGCAAAGAACAGGCAGAAUAGGGAGCAUUUGUUUGCAAAUAUAAUCCCAGAAACACUGACGUUUUCUGCAACAGAACAAGUUUUGAUGAGGAGCUUAGCAGAUUGCCAUGUUUUGUGAGCUGCAUCAAGCUAGGGAUUGGUCAAGCAGAGUUUUGACAUCUGUGGAAUGUCAGAGAAAAGAAACAAGGAGGAAGUGCUGACAGAAAGAUGGAGGUUGACUCAAAAAGGUGUGCUGUUUUAAAAUUUCACUUUGAACAGAUGGCUCUGAAGAAACGGCUAUAGUUUAUCUCCAAUUUUUGUGAUUUUGCUCUAUUCCUUUGGUUAAGAUUCUAAUUUCCAGAACACUAGAUCAGAUUCUUGUGGUCAUUUUUAUCCUGCUGUUAUUUCCAUAAGGUGAAUCCUGUUUGUGCCACUGUAAAAUGUGCAGUGAGACAUGUUCCUAUGGAAUGUCGUCCAGGUCAGACUAAUGGCCUCCAAGCCAGAUAUGGUACUUGAGGUCACUUUUUUCUGGUUCCCAAUAGCUCUGCUGCAUUUUAAUCCAAUAAUAGGGAAACAUUUGCUCAGAGUCUCAUUUGUAACAAAUGCCUGUUUAAACAGGCCUUUAAAACAUUGUUUCCUUAGCACAAUAAGAAUUUAUUUGUGCUUUUAUUGAUAUCUUUGUUGAUUUAUUUUUAUAUGUUGCAUUCUGCCUUGCUGUAUUUUUUUAUGGAAGUGCAGAUUAUACAUUUGUAAAUGAAUGAAUAAAUGAAUUCUGUCCUGAGUAGUCCUGGGAGUAUUAUUUAGGUAUUAUUUUAUUGUUUAGGGAAGUGGUGGCGUUAAUAUAAUGGCUGACCUAAGACCCCACCCAGGGAGCUAUUUGUUGAGCUGAGAUUUUAAUCAGGGAUUUCUUAGUUCAUAGACAAGGCUCUUAACCAAGCAUUAGUUAGUUCCUCAGUGUUCCUCAAUAAAACCUUUAAUUUUCAGCCUUUCUAAUUUUAUAUUUUUAUUCAACUUAUACACUGCCCUAUACCCUGAGGUCUCAGGGCGGUUCACAACAUGACCACAACAUAUAAAAUCAAACCAAAAGCAAUAACCCAAUAACCCCCCCCCCCCCAAAAGAACCACAUUCUAAAAGGGUGUUGGAUGUCAAUAAGUUCAACCAAAGGCCUGGUUAAAAGGGAACAUUUUUGCCUGGCGCCUAAAGGUGUAUAAUGAAGGUGCCAGGUGAACUUCCCUGGGGAGAGCAUUCCACAGACGAGGAGCCACUGCAGAGAAGGCCCGUUCCCAUGUUGCCACCCUCCGGAACUCUCGAGGAGGAGGCACACGAAGAAGGGCCUCGGAAGAUGAUUUCAAGGUCCACUUAGGUUCAUAUGGAAAGAGACAGUCCAUCAGGUAUUGUGGUCCUGAACCAUUUAAGGCUUUAUAAUUCAAAACCAGCAUUUUGAAUUGGGCGCGGAAACUGUUUGGUAGCCAGUGCAGUUGGACCAGGAUCAGUGUAAGAUGCUCAAACCGUCUCGCUCCGGUGAGCAACCUGGCUGCUGAAUUCUGCACCAGCUGAAGUUUCUGAACCAUCUUCAGAGGCAGCCCUACAUAUAAUGCAUUGCAGUAAUCUAGCCUUGAAGUUACCAGAGCACAGACAGCAGUAGCUAGGCUAUCCAUGUCCAGAUAGGGGCAUAGUUGGACCCCCAGCUGAAGCUGAUAGAAGACACUCUGGGCCACUGAGGCCACCUGAGCCUCAAGCGACAGCAAAGGAUCCAGGAGGACCCCCAAGCUAUGAACCACUUUCCUUCAGAGGAACUGUAACCCCAUCAAGCAGGCGACCUCCCACCCAUCUGAUCUAGGGAACCACCCGCUAACAGUGCCUCAGUCCGAUAUGGAUUGAGCUUCACUUUGUUGGCUCUCAUCCAGUCCAUUACCGAGGCAAGACAACGGUCCAGCACUUCCACUGCCUCACCUGCAGAUGCAAAGGAGAAAUAGAGCUGAGUGUCAUCAGCAUACUGCUGACAACAUACUCCAAACCUCCGGAUAACCCCACCCAGCAGUUUCAUGUAGAUCAGACAUGUUCAACCGAUCGACCGCGAUGGACAGUGAGAUCCCCGGGGUGAUCGUGGUCAAUCGCAGAUGAUCCUUGUCGAUUGCGGCAUUAAAUCGAUUGGUCAAGGAAUGUCACCGCCCCUGUCGCUAGGUCCCUCCGCUGCAGCAGCAGGCAUCAAUCGUAAUUAAGCGCGGCAUGAACUCUGCCCCCCAAAAAAGCUCAACAACUCUGAGAGCAAUCUCCCCCCACUUCCAGCCAUGACAUGGCUCCCCAAAUCUCUUUUCUGAUGAGAGCAGCUUUUGCAUCUCAUUUAGAAACCAAGGACCCAGAGUCUGGAGGAAGAAUGGGGAGGCUCACAAUGCCAGAUGCUUGAAGUCCAGUGUGAAGUUUCCACAGUCUGUGUUGAUCUGGGGAGCCCUGUCAUCAGCUGGUGUUGGUCCACUGUGCUUCAUUAAAGUCCAGGGUCAACGCAGCCGUCUACCAAGAGAUUUUGGAGCACUUCAUGCUUCCUUCUGCAGAUGAGCUUUAUGGGGAUGCUGAUUUAAUUUUCCAGCAGGACUUUGUCACUGCCCACACUGCCAAAAGUACCGAAACCUGGUUCAAUGGACAUGAGAUUACUGUGCUUGAUUGGCCAGCAAACCCGCCUGACCUGAACCCCAUAGAGAAUCUAUGGGGCAUUGCCAAGAGAAAGAUGAGAGACAUGAGACCGAGCAAUGCAGAAGAGCUGAAGGCUGCUAUUGAAGCAUCCUGGUCUUCCAUAACACCUCAGCAGUGCCACAGGCUGAUAGCAUCCAUGCCACGCCGCAUUGAGGCAGUAAUUGAUGCAAAAGGAUCCCAAACCAAGUACUGAGUACAUGUGCAUGCUUCUACUUCACAGAGGUCCAAUAUUUCUCUAUUUGCAAUCCUUGUUUUGCUGAUUUCAUUUAAUAUUCUAAUUUUCUGAGAUCGUUAAUUUAGGGUUUUCAUCAGCUGUACGCCAUAAACAUCACAAUUAUAACAAAUAAAGGCUUGACAUAUCUUGCUUUGAAUGUCAUGAGUCUAUCUCAUAUAUUAGUUUCACUUUUUAAGUUGAAUUACUGAAAUAAAUGAACUUUCCCACAAUAUUCUAAUUUUCCGAGUUUCACCUGUAAAUUGGCUUAAAAAGAAGAGGAAAAGCACGGGUAUUUUAAAGUGAGGGGCUAAAUAUCUAAAGGACAUGGUGUAAAUAAUAACUCAUGCUUUUUCUUGUGCACCAGGUGCUGAUCUUCCUUACAAUGGUCAAGUGAUUGGAGGUGGUGUUAACAGGAAUUCAGCUAUUAUUGGAGGUAAGCAAGUACAUGUCCUGCCUUUCAGAAGGGAAUGUUGAUUUCUAUGCUGAUAAGAUACGAUGUUUGCAAGUAUCUUUUUAAAUACCUAAUUUAAAACACACAUAUAAUUUCCAAGGCUAAGCUAGCAAAGAGAAAAGAAUUUUCAGCUAUAUUUGUGCUUAGUUUCCCAGAACUGUUAGGACAGAGUGCAUAAUAAGUGGAAAUAAAGACAUUUAAUUAUGAAGCAGUAUGUGAUAGGUAGUUUGAAUUCUGAUGGCAUAUCCUGCUACAUUCAGCAUGUAAACUGGCUGUGCUGGGCAUCGCACCCACCAGCCCUGUAGGUUGCUGCUCUGUCCGAAGGGACGUGGGCCUUGCUGCGGAACCAAUCUGCCGCUGCGUUUGGGGCCAGGGAGGAAUUUGCCUGCAGACAAGUUGGGCCUGUCUGGGGGUUUUGCCUUCCUCAUAGCAACUGUCAAAACGUUUGGCAGAAACAGGCAUUGGGGACUCAGCUAUACAGCUGCAAAUAAAAUGUUUUAAAUGUGUUGUAAAGCGCAACAAACAGAUGUGACACUAGAUGGCAAAAGUGAGCUAUCCAGGUUCAAAUUUCAGGGUACCCCAGUGAAGGCGUUGCGAGGGAAGGUUUCUGUCCAAUGGCCCAGAUGGUGGUUAAUGGGCCAUAGAUCUCCCCAAAUGACAACCUGGCAGAUUUGCCCUAUUUGAUUUGCAUCUUGGGGGGAUCCUUAACCCAGGAUCAACUGUGAUGGAGUAAUCAGCCAGCAAAUGAGCUGGUUGAUUCAGGAUACAUCCCCAAUGCCUAUGCCACACUAUAGUUAGAAUUAAGGGUGUCAUGAAGCAGCUCUUCCAAUUAGGCCCUGUGGCAUGAAGUGCAGCACUCUGUAGUGUCAGCUGCACAAGCCCCACUGAACUAUUUGCCAGUUAAUGGACAUGCGUGAAGAAUGGAGCAAUAAGACGGGAGGCCUUCUCUGUUACCAUGAGAGAGGUUGCAGAGACAAUAUUGUACCCAUGUCAUAUCAGACAGUAUAUGAAAUCUAAACUGUUUGCUCAUUUGUUUUUGAAUCUGAAACCUUCCGCCUUUCUCUCUCUGUUAGGUGUCAUUGCCGUUGUGAUCUUCACCAUCCUCUGCACCCUGGUCUUCCUCAUUCGCUACAUGUUCCGCCACAAGGGAACUUACCACACCAACGAAGCCAAGGGGGCAGAAUCUGCAGAGAGCGCUGACGCAGCCAUUAUGAGCAACGACCCCAAUUUUACUGAGACCAUUGACGAGAGCAAAAAGGAGUGGCUGAUCUGAAACUGGAAGCAGAAAGAAAAGCCGAUGGCUUGGGGAAAGGGGGAGGGAAGACUUUUACAGCAAGAAGAAAAGAGCUCUCUUGCAGACUCUUGAACAAAUCUAGUUUUUAAAAAAGAUCAGCACAACCGGAGGAGCAACUGUUAGGACUGGAGCUGCCACAGCAUUUCAGAAAAGGCCUUUUUAAUAUUGGUUUACUGUGAAUUUGCCCUUCUUGUAUCCAUCUAAACUAAGAGUAUAAUUUAAGAGGUUCACGCUUGUCAGUCACCACCUGUCUUCUUUGUCUGUGGCUGGAGGUGUUCAGAAAUACCUGUGGAAACAGGGACCACUUUUCUAUAUUUUUUUUAGAAGCCCUUUAGAAUGUAAAUACUUCUCUCCUGAGAACAGCAAAGCAAUCCUAAAGCCUGAGACCGUUCUUCUCUAGCAUUCUUGCAUAGAUAAUUUCCUAGAAAGGAUGUUGUACUCACAUACAGUGUCAAUGAUUGUUAUUUUAAUGCAUGGUUUAACGUUUCCACUUUGGUGAAUCUACACUAUAGAUUUAAAAUGGUUUAACAGUCACCUCCUCUCCCAGAGAAUUCAGGGAACUGUGGGGAAGGCUAGGAAUUUCUCAGUGUCCCAUCGGAUGCUACCUUGUAUGGGAGCUGCUGCACCAUGGCUCAGUCAUAUCAAAUGCUUGAGGAAUCGAUAUCGCAGUUCCUUCCCUCCCCCAAUGGCUCCAGUUCCUGGGAGGGCUGAUUCUGGUAUCUCAAGGGGUGGGUUCCAGUAUUACUGCCUGAUGCAGGACAGGACCGUGCUGCAAUGGCUCCCACAAUUUUAAGUUUAGCCCUAGCAGAUAAUUUUAGCUUCCUCACUAAAGUACAGUUUUCUGGAUUCUUCGGGGGAGGGUAGAGAGAACAUGAUUGUUGAAAAAGAUUAAAGCUGGUACACAUUUGUAGUGUAGAUCUGCCUGCAGAGAGCAAGAAACCUGGAGCAUAGGAAGCACCUGAGAGAAAACCACAUUUGCCUGUUUCAGUUGCCUGCCAUCUGUGCCAGCACCUUCAAAUCUCUGUGUGCUGAGGGCACAUAAUGAUGAUUGUGUAAAAGUACGUAACAAUAAUGUUUAAAAACUCCUCAUAUUCUCAUCCUUGUAGUUGUCAGAGAGGAGUAUCAUAAGGCACAGGAAUCCUUAGUUAAUUUCUUGCUGAGAUCUGAAGAAAGACCUUUCCAUUUGACUCUGCUGACCUGAAGUCCUCAUGCCACAUCUGUUCCACCUGUGACAUAUUGAUGCUAUACGUAUGUAGACAUAAGCAUUGCAGUAGGGAAUUAGAACCAGAUUUUAGACUUUUUUUGCUUCUGUUUCUGACAUAUAGGCUGCUGCAGAAGUACUGAUCUUGGAGAUUUCGUGUAAAACACAACAUACUGCUGAAUUCUUCUCUUCUCCUUUACAAUUUCCCAAUGGAACACUGUUCUGAAGGAUAUCUGUGAAGCAGUUUUCUCCCAAGAUGAGAGGCGGAAAUUAAGAGAUCAAAUAGUCCUGUGUGCAGAAAGAGCUGCAGAAUUGCACAGUCCUAGAGUCCAUUGCACAGUCCUUUUCUUUAAAGGUCUUUCUCAUUAUCUCUGUUCAGCCAAUUGGAAGGCAGCUAAGGCAAAAGUCAGUUCUUCAGGGACAUGGGUCAUAUAGAUCACCUGAAAUUUACACCUCUCUAAAAUGGAGAAAGCUGGGGCCAAGUCAUACACCUUUAAGUGAUGGAAAGCUAUGGUUGAGUGAAAGUGCUGUCUCAGCUCCGGCAUGUGGCUUGAGGUUUCUUACAAUGCAGUUUCCACCAGUGGAGUUCUGCUUAGUGAAUUAUAAACUGGUUUAACCAACAGAACUUUCCCCAAGAACAUUGGAAAUGGCAGUUCUAUGUGGAGGAGUUCUUUGCAGCUUGACUAUAGCUCUUUAUAUGCUUAAAAGCAUCCUUGGAUUCCUUUGGCAGUUAAACAGGCAAGAAUCUGGUUUAGGUUUCUUUAAUGUGCAAUCACCACAUCCUUCAAUAACAACCACCUUUGACUGACCUUGGGAAAGGGCCCCUCCUUUGCAGUAGACAGGAUUAGUCAAUGAUUCUCUUGAGUGACAGGUGAUUUUUAAAAAAGAAUUCCCAAUGGUGAUUGAGGAGAUUCUACACUGACAAAGCCUUACGGAAAGUUGUAUAGUACAACCUAAUGAAGAUAUAUGAUUGUAUGGCCUCUUGCUUAUUAUGUAUUUUUAAAAAAUGAAUUAUUUCUUGUGAAAAGUUUUUUGCUUAUGACGGCUGUGGUUCCAUGUAAUUCAUCUGCUCACAAUUUUGGUAUGCACAGCUUUGAAACAUUUCUAUAUCAACUACGUCUGAGAAAGAAUGAUGGGGAAAUCAAAAAUAACUGUAGCUCAACAUACUAAAGACUACUAUUCUCUUUU